AUGCAUUCCACAUCAUAUCCUGGUAACAGAAUAGGGCCAAACACUUAUCCGGUGCCUUGCCAGGAUCGAGAAGGCCCUAAGCCAAUUACCAAAUGUUUUGGGUAUCUUCCAAAACUGGAACUUAACCUUAUACUUGGACAAGGUAGGUUAUGUCCAGUAGGCCCAGCUGAAGCACCCAGGGAAGGAAGGGGGCUAACAUAGUUACUAGGGGAAAGGGAAGGAGACAGCUGCCUCACACUACUCCCAGCCUGCCCUCCUACCUUGGGAAGGGAAACCUCUGCCCCCCAGUAAAUAACCUGUGGCCUUCUCAUCCGCCGUGGUUUGCAUGUGGCGGGUCCACAUGAGAUGAUCGGGCUGCCGGAAAACACUUAGCGACCCCGGAAGGAGAUUCAGCCUGUGCAGGAGUGGCAUCUGCCAGCGUAGCCAGGAACCAGCUGGCCAACAAGGUGGGACUGCGGCUCCUGCUGUAAGGAACUGAAGAGGAAGACUGCAAACUAACAUGAGCUGCAGCAGAGAAACUGCAGCCUCCCCAGGAGGGGUGAAACGUGCAGGUGGCCAAGCUCGCCUCCCGGAACCUCCGUGACUGCCAGGCGGGGAUGCAGAAAUCACCGCAGAUGCCUGCAGAUGAGCGAGCUGAGCCUGCAGGUGUAGACUCCAUAUUGUAAGUCCUCAGUCCUGAGGGCAGAUAGGACAGUCUCGAUGUCCAUACUCAGACUCUUGCAGAAAACAGCAUUUGGCAAGCAGGUACACAAGGAAGCAACUACCAUGCAAUUAGCAAGCUGUUACCAACUUAUAAUUAAGAUGGCUGCUUAUCCUGUAAAAUGCCCACCUAUUUACACUAUCCCACCCCUUUGCUCAUAAUCCUCCUCCCACCAUUCUAAAGACCUCCUUACCAUUCUAUCUAUACACUCCCCCUCACACUCACAUGUCCAUGUUCUGUCUAAGCCUUGCCUGACUCCUCAGGGUCUGUAAUAAAGUAGUCAAUAUUCCUUUAUUAAAACAAUGUAAAAUUCAUCCACAAAGCAUUUCACCACACACAUUUCAUCCACCUAUGCCUUAUGCAUUGAGUCAUCUGUAUGCUUAAUCAAUUGUAAGUACAUUACUUCUACAGGUCCCGAUAUUUACUUGAUUCCACAUCUUGCUGCAGUGACCUAUCAUAUUGAACCUAGGUGAAUCCUGCAAAAAAGGCUCACUCGCUGUCCUUAAAUAGCUAGUUGAUGGCAGCAGAGCUGUAAAGUAUGGUAUACAAUCUUCAGCCAGAGUAUGGGAAGCAGCCAUUCCUAGGGCAUUCAAUGCUAUUGACCAACAGUUUUUGAGGAACCUUCAGAAGUGGAAGAAGCAAUUUACAAUACUCAUGAAGCACAGUUUAAAGGCAAAGCCAAGGACUCUGCCUGGACACUAUGGGCAUAGGUUGAGUAGGGUGCACUCAUGGGGUCACUUGAUAGGGUAGUGCAAUGCUUACUAAUGUAUAAUAUUCUAUUCCAUAGUUGUUCCAUAAGCUCUGUUCUCCUGUGCUCUUUAAUUUAUCACAUCUGUCAUGGCAAGCGAUCUGUGCCCAAUUACUGAGUAUCUUGGUGGUUUUAUUCAAAUAUGUUUCUUGUAUGUAGUCAGAAAAAUUGUUAUGCAGAUCUCUUGAGUUAUUUUAUUCCUAUGAGGACUACAUGCCCAUGCAAAAAUAUAUAUGCAAGCUUUGUAUGUCUACCUAUGCACUACUAAAAUAAAGAAUGUAAAAAAAAAUGUUCUCACCAGUGGUAUGAGUUUGGAAAGUUUCACGUAUAAUUCUUAAAUCUGUUUGUCAAAAUGAUAUCUUAAAAAAGCAAAAAUUGCAUCACCACCCAACAUAGCACUGACUGCAAAGAGUUGAACCCCCAUAACCAUCCGCAACAACCAUCACUCAACUACUCCACCACUAUGCCCCACAGGGGUGCACCACCUGGAUGAGACACAUAACUGGGCAGUUAACUUAAAUGGGUACAUGUUAUUUAGGAAGGAUAGGAAAAACAUGUGGUGGGGUAUGUUUGUAUGUCAACCAUGAUUUAAAGCCAAAUCUUAAGCAAGUGGAAUGUGAUGAGGAAAAUGUGGAAGCUUUAUGGGUAAAUAUCUGCUUGGGGGAAAAGAAGGGAAACCAACUAUUGGUUGGGAUAUGUUAUAAACCACCUAAUGUUAAUAUUGACGAGGAACAACAGCUGUUUGAGCAAAUUGAGAAAGCUGCAAAUCUGGGUAACACUUUAAUUAUUGGAGAUUUUAAUUACCCGGACAUAAAUUGGGACAGAGGGACUAGUAGCUCAGCAAAGGGAAUUAGGUUUUUAAACUUGUUAAAUGACACCUUCAUGUCACAACUUGUACAAGCACCAACUAGAAUGGACGCUUGUCUGGACCUGGUUUUAACAAACAACGUUGAUCUUUUGACCCAAAUUCAAGUAGGUGAGCACUGGGGAAUGGGUGAUCACAGUAUAGUGUCCUUUGAAAUAAACUCAAAAGCACAUGGGGUAUACUAAAACAUAUCAUUUUAAAAAGGCCAAUUUCAAUAAGUUAAGGGCAGCUUUACAAUAUAUUGACUGGAAUAAACUCUUUAGUGAAAAGAACACUGAGGAUAAAUGGAUCAUCUUCCAACAAAUAUUAGAAAGGUACAUUUCUCAGUAUGUACGAUUGGGAAAUAAAUAUAAAAGAAACAAAUUAAAACCAAUGUAACUUAGUAGAGAAGUAAAACGAGAGAUUAAAAAUAAGAAAAGGGCAUUUAAAUCAUUUAAAUCUGACAAAUCAGAUGCAUCUUAUAAAAGAUAUAAGGAAGCAAAUAAUGUGUGCAAAAAGGCAAUUAGACUUGCUAAACUUCAAAAUGCAAAUGAUUGCUACUAAAAACUUGCAGAAUAAUUGUAAUUGGUUAACUCAAGACAAGUUGCUGCAGCAACUAAAGAAAGUUAAUAUAAACAAAGCUCCAGGGCCUGACGGUAUCCAUCCACGUGUACUUAAGGAACUGUAAAAUAAGUGAACCUCUGUUUUUAAUCUUUCAAGAUUCUUUUCUUUCAGGAAGUGUUCCGGAGGAUUGGAGGAAGGCAGAUGUGGUUCCUAUAUUCAAAAAGGGUUCAAAAUCCUUGCCUGGAAAUUAUAGACCUCUGAGCUUAACUUCUGUGGCUGGGAAAAUAUUUGAAAGGUUAUUAGGGGAUAAUAUUCAAGAAUUCCUUGAGAAGAACAUGGUUAUCAGCAAAAAUCAGCACGGUUUUAUGAAGCACAGGUCAUGUCAAACUAACUUGAUUGCGUUCUACGAAGAAGUAAGUAGAAGUAUAGAUCAGGGUGUUGCGUGGAUGUGAUCUAUUUGGAUUUUGCCAAGGCAUUUGAUACAGUUCCACACAAUAGAUUAGUGUUCAAACUCAAGGAAAUCGGUCUAGAUGAAAAUGCUUGUUCUUGGGUAGAACAUUGGCUUAAAAACAGAGUACAAUGAGUUGUCAUUAAUUGUAAAUUUUCAAGCUAGACAGAGGUGGCAAGUGGUGUCCCUGAGGGGUCUGUUCUGGGACCCCUUCUAUUUAGCAUGUUUAUAAAUGAUCUUGAAGACAUCAUUGAAAGUCAUGUUUCAGUGUUUGCAGAUGACACAAAACUCUGUAAAAUAAUACAAUGUGAGCAAAAUAUUACUUUGCUGCAGAGGGAUUUAGAUAGCUGGGGGACUGGACACUCGAAUGGCAGAUGGAAUUUAAUGCUGAAAAAUGCAAAGUUAUGCACUUCUACGUAAAGAAUACACAAGCAACGUAUACCAUUAAUGGAAGCGAAUUAGGGAUAACAACACACGAAAAGGACUUGGGAAUUGUUAUAGACAACAAACUAUACAACAAUGUGCAAUAUCAAUCAGCAGUGACCAAGGCCAGUAAUGUAUUGUCAUGCAUGAAAAGGGGCAUUCAUUCUCGGGACAAGAAUAUCAUUUUGCCUCUUUAUAAAUCACUGGUAAGACCACAUAUUGAAUAUGCUGUGCAAUUUUGGGCACCUGUUCUAAAAAAGGAUAUUAUGGCACUAGAAAAAGUGCAGAGGCAGCUACAAAAUUAAUAAAAGGAAUGGAACAUAUCAGCUAUGAAGAAAGGUUAACAAAUGUAAACCUAUUUAGUUUAGAAAAAUGUCGCCUGAAAGGAGAUAUGAUAACAUUAUACAAAUAUAUUCGGGGCCGAUACAAACCAUUGUGUGGAAAUCUAUUUACAAACCAGACUUUACAUAGGACACGUGGCCAUGCGUUUAGACUGGAAGAAAGAAGAUUUCAUCUAAGGCAAAGGAAAGGUUUUUUUUACUGUAAGAACAAUAAGGAUGUGGAAUUCUCUGCCUGAAGAAGUGGUUUUAUCAGAGUCCAUACAGAUGUUCAAACAGCUAGUAGAUGCAUACUUGCAAAAACAGAAUAUUCAAGGAUAUAAUCUUUCAAUGUAGGGUAAUAACUGCUUGAUCCGAGGAUAAAUCUGACUGCCAUUCUGGGGUCAAGAAGGAAUUUUUUUUCCUAGCUUGUUGCAAAAUUGUGCUUCAAACUGGUUUUUUUUGCCUUCUUUUGGAUCAAAAGCAAAAAACAAAUGUGAGGAAGGCUGAACUUGAUGGACGCAAGUCUCUUUUCAGCUAUGUAACUAUGUAACUAUUUAAUUUAGUUUGCUUCUCCAGCAAGUGCUGUGUGAUAACCUACUCUGUAAGAAGCCCCAGUGACUUUUUCAUUUAGAUUUUUUUGUUCAUAAGCUGUUUAUUCUUCUGAUAAUCUGGAAUUUUUUGCUUAAAAUAGGCAAUGUCUUUAUCUUUGUACUCUGCGUGAUUUUGCUAAAAUAUGAAGAUGUUAUUUAGCAGGUGCUAACAAACUGUUUGAUAAUAUUUUCUUGCAAAGUAAGCAUUGUGCUUCAGGACAAUCUUCAUUGCUGGAAUUUGUGAAUCCAAAUGACAAGUAGUUGUCAUCAUAUUUUCGUUUCUUCGAGAAAAGAUUGAGUAGCAUUGUGUAUUUUUCUUUAUUUCUUCGACUUGUCACUUGUCUCUGUUAUUUGAGGAACUGUAGUUUCAACAAUUUUGGACCAGUUUUCUUGAUUUCUUGUUGUAUCUUCUUUCUCAGUUUUUAGAAAUGCGUAACGAUUAGAAGUUGUAAUCAUUAAUCUCUUCAUAGCUCGUUCCUUUAACCAUCUGUCCAAAUUCAUGGCUGCUGAUUCAGCCUUAAAAUUAAGUUGUUGUUUUUUAACCAGGAAAAAUACAGAUUUCACUACCUGAUUACAAAAGAUGCUGUUUUGUUUUCAGCUUAGUAAGCAAGUAAAUCAAGCAGGAUUUUGUCUCAGUCUUGGAGUAAAAAGAACAUUUCUUUAAUAUGAAAAAAUGCAGAUUUCCCUACCUGACUACAAUGGAUGCUGUUUUGUUCUCAACUCUUAGUAAGCAAGUAAAUCUUUUUGGGUCAAAUUUGGAGCAAAAUGCACUGUUGCAAAACAUAAUUUCAAAGUAAACAGGUGUUUGUACUUUUGGAGCACAAACAAUGUAUUUUUUUUGUUUGUUUGUUUUUUGGGGAGGAUAUAUACAUUGAUUUCUAUAGAGUGUAAACUGAUUGUAAUAUUUCAGAACAUAAUAUUUUCUUUUUUGCUUUUAUAUUUUUUUAAUGAAUAAAUGUAUUUAUUGAAAAAAAAGUUUUACAAAAAUACCCAAACCCAAGUAAAUUAAGAAAAAGUGUGAUACACAAAUAUUUUCAGCAGUACAUUUCUAACCAGCACAGGAUGACAAAAAUAAAUGAGCCUGGGAGAAUGAGAGGUCACCUACACAUGAUUGUUUUGUAUCAAUGCUCACAACCAAGUGAGUCUGAAAUGGCUGACAGCACCAGGAAUAAGAUCAUGGACUCGCCAUCUCUGCUGUUUCUGACUUCUGGGAAAAGCGGGGAGUAGUGGCCAUCUUGUUGGUGGAAAUAAUGUGGUUGAACACCAGUUUUGUUCUUGUAGAACUCCAGGGUUCAUUGUAACACUAAUUGGGAAACACUGUUCUAGACAGGCACUAUAUGUGCUUCCUGGAUUGUAAUAGAAUUUAACUCUGUAAAAAUGACAUUGGACAUACUCACAAUUUGCAUGGGAAUGUCCAUUGCAUUCAAAAUCCCCAUUGGAAACCAUUGAUUCAAUUGCAUAGGAAACACUAAUGUGCAUGGCACUCGCUGCGCACGCACAUUAGGUUCCCUCUUUGACAUGGCAUCUCUGGAGGAGGAGACCCAUUCAGCACUGAUGGAUUCUCAGCACUGGAAGGGGUGUUAACCCAUUCAAUACCAAGGCUGGUGGUGGAUCUACAGAUAUAGGGAGAGGAACAUUAUAGUAUUAGGAAUACAAUGUUGUAUUCCUAUUGCUAUAGAGUUAAUUUAACAAAUUUUCAUGUGGCAAUAAAAUGGAUUGUUAGACAACAAUAAAAUCACCAAAUUUUUAUUGAGAGCCUAUACAGAGCCUACUUGACAGAGUGCAGACUCCAAGACUCCGAUUCCCCUUGAUCUCUGUAUAUAUAUAUAUUUUUUUUUUGUAAAGGAACAGUCCUUUACACCAAAUCAACUAUCUCUAAAGUUAUGGUGCCAGGAGGCCCCGGGAGGCAUUCUUACCUCUGGUAUUAAAAUGUUAUUUAACCCCUUAAGGAUUGAGCAAAAUGUACAUGUUUUCAUCAAAAUAAAAUGGAAACAAAACUUGGAAUUUGACUAAAUGUAUGUUCAACCGUAUUUUGCUUCUUUCAUACCAAGUGCACAUACACUCAUUAUAUAUAAUUUUAUUCAGGAUAAAUAGGGCUUUCAUUUAAAAUAAAAUAUUUAGGUAUGAAACAUAAUUUAAUAUGAAUAAAAUAUUUUUAAAAAUUGUGAUAUUAAGAAAUGUUGCUAUUUUUUUAGUUCUGCAUGACAUUUUCACACACAUAAUAUUUGUAUGUGUGUGAAAAAUGCAAAAAACUAAUCUGAACGCCAAUUUUGGCCAGUGUUUGUGACUAAGUGGCUACUAAAAAAGACUGGACAUACCCCAUUUGCAAUACCUUGGGUUGCCAACUUUUGCAAGUGGUAUGCCAUCAUGUGGGUAAUUCUCAUUUCUGGGCUACCAUAUGGUCUCAAAGGCAACGUAACCAAUCUGGCGAAUUUCAAUGUGAAAAAACUGAAACACAAGCCUUAUAUUUGACUCUGUAACUUUUACAAACAUCAUAAAACCUGUACAUAAGGGGUACUGUUAUACUCAGGAGACUUCGCUAAAAAAAAUAUAUUUAUGUUUCAAAACCGUAAAACGUAUCACAGCAAUUAUAUUGUCAGUGUAAAUGCAGUUUGUGUGUGAAAAAUCCAAAAAAAAGUCACUUUCAAUGAUGAUAUCAUCGUUGUAAUACAUUUUACAGUUUUAAACACUAAUAUUUGUAUUCAGCAAAGUCUCCUGAGUAAAACAAUACCCCCAUGUACAGGUUUUAUAGUGUCUUGGAAAGUUACAGGGUUAAAUAAAGUGCUAGCAAAUUAAAUUAUCUGGACUUUCUGCCUGGGUUAUCAGGCAGGUCCCGCAAAUUGUAAUUAAUAAAAUGUCUUAAUUAUGUAUAAAUAUUACAUAAAUAUAUACAUAGAAUUAAUAUAUAUAUAUAAUUUUUUAAAAUUAUUUUUAUUUAUAUAUAGGUAUAUAUAUAUAUAUAUAUAUAGUGAUAUAUGCAUAUAUAUUUAUGUAUACAGAUAUAUAUAUUAGUUCGUUCUAAGUGUAUUUUGAUAUCAAUAUAUAUAUAUAUAUAUAUAUGUAUAUAUAUAUAUAUAUACUAAUAUCAAAAUACACUUAGAACGAAAUUACACAUAUAUAUUUUUUAAUUAUUUAUUUUUAAUUAUUUUAUUAUUGAAAAUGUUUAACGUAUUUAUAUAUUUAUUUUAUAAUAUAUAUGUAUAUAUUGUUUUAUUUUACACUGGUUUUAACUUUAUUUUACUUUAUUACAGGCAGCAGGGUGACUACCUGUCAUUCCAGGCACUCCCCCUGCUAGCACUGCUAUGGAUGGCUAUUCCGUCCAUGUGAUCAUGAGGUCCUUGCAAGGAUCUCGCGAUCACAUGGCCAAGGAGGGCUGGAUCGGCAGCAGGGAUGUCAGGCAAGUCCCCCCCCCACGUACUUUGCCGCUCACUGGCAUUUAGAGUUGGGUCCCCAAGGGUGGCAUAGCAUGCCCACCAUCCUUAAGGGGUUAAUGGAUUAUUCCAAUGUUGCCUCCAGCACAUGUCUCCACUACCCCCUGGCAGCUUCUGGCUUCCAACUUUCAGAUUCAAGAAGCAUGGAUUGCCAACGUGCUGAGGCGCCAUAGAUUUUCUGAGAGCAGUCAGCUGAUGCUCUCAACCAAUCAGUGACUUCCCAUUCACUUGGCUUGCAAGUAGUUUCCGUGAAAUGUGAUUGAGUCUAAGGUUCUUAAAAAGGAGGAAAACACACGGGGAAUGAAACACCAUCUUAGAGAGUAUGUUUGAUAAGAUAGCCCUGUAUAUUUGUUUCAAAUUAAAAUUGAAACAACAAAGUGUAACGGACCACCUGGCACCCCGCUGUGUACCUCCGUUGAAGGAUGCUCCUAGGGCUUCCUGAGGACUCCAAGCACUGCAGCAGACACCACAACCACCGACCUGGAGAAGCAUACGAAUGCUCUCAAGCAUAUGAAUGCUGUAAGCAGCUGAACAGGAAAAGCAUACAAUCAGCUUACACUCAUGGCAAUCAGCAUACAAUCCAAACAUAUCACAGGGACCCCAAAACAUGCAAUAACCCCAUAAAAAUAUCAUCGGAACCGGGGGAUCUGGGUGAACCACAUAUCCAAAAUUCACCCAGAUCCAUUCAGUAGUUUGGAAGAUACAGUUUAAUGCAGAUUCCGCAGAACAUAUACAGGCUAUAUGAAAAAUAAUUACUGUAUAAUGUGUCCCCUGUUGUAUAGUUUAAAACUACUGCACAAUGUCUUUGUGCACCAAAUACCGGCGAGAUGGCACCGUGUAGAAAGGUCCAAACAGUGUCUGUGAGUUAAAAUGGCUGCCAUCCACUGUUCUCACCAAGUGCUUCAUCCAUUGUUCUCACCAUGUGCCUCUGAUACAUGAAAUGGUGGCCACCAAGUAACUCCACAGUAUGUCCCCAGAUGGUUCUUAAAGGGCCAGCAGCAGCAUAAUAAAAAUCUAUUAUGCCCAAAUCAGUUCCUAGACGGGAAAUACAUCUCAGGGCCAUAGUCGCAGGGCAGGAGGCUGGCAAACAGUCUUCUCCAAUGCCCAGUGGUGAGACUGGUUCCACCACACAAAGUAAACAAAACAAAUGUUUAAUGUUUCUAAAUAGAAAACAAAAGAUGUACUGCAGCUCACAAACUGAAGUAAAGUGAAAUGUAUUAUUACUGAAACUAAUUUACUAUUUACUUCCAAAAACUUUAUAAAUAAUUAAACACUUUCUGUCUUUGAUUAGCAAUAACUUUUAAACAACUUACAUUUGAAACUAAAAAGCAACAUUUAUUUUUCAGAGUGUCUGCAUUUAAAAACAUAUAUGAGAGGCACACAACAUUAAAUAUUCAUGAAAGCAUGAUUGGCUUAUUAGAGCAACACAUAAUGAAAAACCUGAUGGAAUACAGGACCCAAUAUUUAAGAUUCUGGUUUCCUUAUUUUUGAUUAUUGUUCCCAAUUGAUAGUUAAAUGGGGAACAAAAAUAAAGUACUGCAUUCAGAUGACAGAAAAAAAUGUAAGGUUUAAAAAAUUUAUUUAAAGUAAAAGUGCAUACAAACAUUACAAUAUAGCAACAUUUCAUUCCCCAUCUAAUGCUGUAUCCCACUUUUUCUAUGCACUUUUACUUUGAACAACUGAUUGAUUCCAAUGCAAAUUCAAGCAACUUACAAAAAAUAGUGUAUCCUGAAAGAGAACUGUGAGCCCAUACAUUACAGUUUAACAAAUACCAAUGGGUAGAUAGAAUUAAUAUCAGCACAGAGUAUUCCUUACUAUAUUACUAAUGUUUAUAGAAAUUAACACUGGAUAUAAUUGUUGUCACUGUUGGUUAUUCUGAACUCUUCCAAAAUUACACUUUAAAGAGAAAUGUGUUUGUCUAAGUGAUUUUCUCCUACGACAUUAUGCACAUGUUAAAUAGAUUAUGGGCAGUCCUACAAAAUUUCAUAAAUGCAAUAUUUUGUAUUGCAGGUGUCUAUCAGUUUUCUUCUUUAGAAUCUGCAACUAUUGGAACCGAAAUAGGCAGAAUUAAAGCCAACGAUGCUGAUAUUGGUAAAAAUGCAGAGAUUGUAUACAGCAUUAUUGAUGGAGAUUCAGAACAUUUCUUCGAUAUAAUCACAAACAAGGAAACACAGGAUGGAAUCAUAAUGGUUAAAAAGGUCAUAUCUUUCAGAUUAUGUUCUGAUAUUUACUGUAAUAUAUACUGUAAGUUACCUGUAUAUGCUAUGAAUGAUAGCAAUUCGAUUGCUAUUGUUAUCAAGCACUGCUUUAAGAAUUAGAUAAAUGUUAACCUUUACAUUUUUUUAUUUAUUUUUUUACUACCUGCUUAAUACCGUUAUACUCAAAGUAAGAGUCAUCGGAUUAAACUAGUAUAGAUAACAAAUACACAUCAGGCUAAAGAUUAACAGUAAACAAUCGUGAAGGAGUUUCUUAGUAAAAAAAAUAAACAAAUCUCAAAACAAAAUGAUUUGAUGGAAUGGAAAGAAAAAUAAUUAUAACUGAAAAUGUAUCUUUAAAAGGUUUCUAAAGUCAGCAAGACCACUUCAUCUCAAUAAAGUGGCCUGGGAACAGUCGUCCUUUAGUUUUAACCCUGCAAUGUAAAAUAUUGCAGUUAUUUAGAGUUAAAUCCACCUCUAGUCGCUGUCAUACUGACAACCACUAGAGGCGCUUCUGUGGUACUGACCGAUUAAAACUUGAUCAUGUAAUGCAGAAGCCACCACAAGAAAGCAUUGAUUCAUUGCUUUCCUAUGUGGAAGCUUGAAUGCAUGCAAGUGGCUCGCCCCACUUGCUUAUCCAAUCCCAAAUACUCUUUUGUGAGGAGCAUUGGAUUGGACAAACUGUGUAAGUGGCCAUGCCUUUCCCAUGACAUUGCAGGAGGUGGAGAGAUCAGGCUCCAUUGGCAUUAGAAAAGGGUAAGGAAAUUAUCUAUUUUAUAAAUUAUAAAAUACACAUGGGUGCAGGAGGGAACCAAGGUAACUAAGGACAGGGACAUAGACGCAUUAGGAAUAUUGUUUUUUUUGUUUUGAAUAUUUUUAUUGUUCUCACAAUAUAAUCGCAUAUAGCAAACUGAUUCGUGAUAAAGCCGGUAAAUGCCCGCGCAGGGGCUUAAGCGUCAAUAUAUAAUGAUGCAUGCAUUUUGUCGCCUACGCAGAGGCGGAUUUGGUAUUGCCUUUGUUUUGAAUAUGUUGAUUGGUUCAUAACAUAGAUUCCAUUGCAAACGUAUUUGUGGUUAAGCGGUUCAUCGCCUACGCAGAGGCGUUGCUUUCGGUGUUUGGAUAACUCAGAGUAACCAUGCCCUACCAGAAUGUAAGAAUACUUAUGUUCUGCAGGAUUAGAUUUUUCACUUUCGUUAAACAAGUUUGGUGUUGUCGUGUGUUAGAGUUAUUGUCAUAUGUGUACUGCUGUGUUGGUGUCGAUUAGUGGCACAUGGCCAGCUACUAUGCAUCUUGGUGUAUUGAUACACCGAAGGAGGUGGAUGGGUAUAUUCGUGUAGUUGUCUUGCAUUGGCUGGUUCGUGUAAUGUCUAUGUGUUAGUGGGACUAUUUUGAAUAUUUGUAGUGCUGUCAUAGCACCCGUGUGGGUAACAUCUUCAUGAGUAGUGAGGCAGAGGUUGCCCAUGCAGGGGUGCCUGGUUGCAUGUCAUACAUUUGAUUGCAUUCCGUCGCCUUAUAUAGAGGCCGGGUUGUCAUUGCGUGCACCAUACCGCAGAAACACUCACAAUUUGUUACUCGCGUUUUGCAUCUGUAUGGCUUGCAAUGUUGCUAUAUUACUGUUGCGCCUGUGUAUAUUGUUGCGAGUGUUUCUGCCUAAUCUUAUUCUAUUUGUUCUGGCGCCUAUGCUUGCUUGCUACUUGCGCGUCUGGAUAUCUGUUGCUUUAUGCAGUUUGGUGUUUCCCGGUCGUGUGCGUCUAGGUGUGCCCUGCGUUUGUCCCUAUUCGUGUUCUAAUGCGUCGUCCCUGUUAUGUCUGGUUUUAAGGGCUUCGGUUGGGUGUGUGUCCGUGGCGUGGCCAACUCUUGGUUCCGUGUCUCCUAUGUGUGUUUUCCCUUUCUGUGCUGUCUGCGGUGUUGCCCCCCACUGCGUCUUGACUGUCUAUGGGUCUGUUGAGGGUUGAGUUUCUCGUGGCACUAGGUAUGGUUGCUUCUUUCUGGUAUUGUUGUCGGGCAGUCUCGCUAUGUGGGGGUGGCUAGGUAAGGCCUUUCGGUUUCAUUUUGCUACUGUGUCUGUCUUUCGAGGUGUGUUUCUGGGUUUAACUGGGGAUUGACAUGGGGGGGAGAGGGCGCUGGGGGGAUGGGUGUGUCCGUCCCCUACCGCCGUCGCCGUCCGCCACCCUUCUCUGCCUCCCGCUCCGUCCCCAGCCCCAGCCCCCUCCGUCUCAUCAUUUUUGGUUACCGUGUGGCCAGGCGGCGUUGAAAGUCGUUCGAUGCGGUUAAUCGUAGCCAGUGAAACCAGCGUUUGGUAUAUCGGUCUCUAAGUUUCGGCGUGUUUGCCUUUAUAUCUUCAAAUUUCCUAGUGCUUUCCACCUCCUCUAGCCAUCGUGUUAUCGGGGGUGCGGUCGCCUGCUUCCAGUAGAUGGGGAUGACUGUUUUGGCUGCGUUCAGCAACCGCGGUAUCACUGAUCUGGUGUAAGGCUGCGCGGUCAUGUUGGUGUGGUGGAGGAGAAAGGCGGCCGGGGACCCCGGGAGUGUCUCGUCUGUUACUUCGUGUAUUAUAUCCCUAAUUGUGUCCCAAAAGGGCCGGAGUCUUGCACAUGCCCACCAGAUAUGCAGAAACGUGCCUGUUUCUUCCCCGCAUCUCCAGCAUGUGUCUGGUAUGUCCGGGUUCCUGACGUGCAGUGCUGUCGGCGUCAGAUACCAUCUGGUGAAUAUCUUGUAGGAGUUUUCUUGCAGGCGUGCUGAGCUGGGAGUUUUUUGUAUGAGAGUGAUGCACUUGUCCCAGUCCGCUUCCGACAGGGUCUCAUCUAGGUCUUCUUCCCAGUUUCUUAUGCAAGGCGGUGCCAAUAAAUACCUACAAGUGACCAAUAUCGUGUAUAUCUGUGAGAUAGCUCAGGGUGUUUCUGUGGUCUGCGUGCACAGGUUCUCAAAUUGGGUAGUUUCCCUAAGUAGGGAUGGUUUUUGCGGGAUGGAACGUGCAUAUUGGGAGAUUUGCCCUCUCGCUAGUGUGUGUGAAAAAGUGUGUGAUCUGUCCGGGAAGAGUUCUGUUAACGGCCGAAUGCCGAACGGGUGCACCAGGACGUCUGUCAUGCGAGGAAUUGUUGGGUGUCCUGCUGGGCCCGGUGUGGGGCCAAGGUCGCCUGCUGGGAAGUCCGGGUUGCCUCUCAGUGGCAGCAGUGGGCCUGGAUCCGUCGUCAAGUAGUGUUUUGUGCCCUGCCUCUGCCAGAUCCUCAUGGUUGCCGCCACAAAGGGGUUAGUGAUGCGUUUGCGUCUGUACGCCGCCGCGGAUAUCCAAGGUAGUGUACUGAGGUCGCAGUUGGUGGUGUCGGAUUCCAGUUGGGUCCAUGGUUUUGUGCCGCUGGCUACCGUCCAGCUUAUGACUCGUGUAAGAUGUGCUGCGUGAUAGUAUCGUUCGAAGUCGGGGAGCGCUAGACCUCCUCGGAGUUUGGGUAGAAUGAGCUGGGUAUAUGCUAUGCGUGGGGGUCUGCCCUUCCAUAUAAACGUGCGGACCUCUGCCUUUAACGUCUUGAAGAAUGUUUGUGGGGAGGAAUAUUGUUUUUUUAUUCCUAAUAUUUUAGUCUUUCUUUAAUGAUCAAACCCCCGCUUUUUUUUUUUUUCAAACCCCCUUUUAAGUCAGACAUUUCAUAAUUUGGAUUGUAAAAUUAAACUGGGAUUAUUCACUGAGAAUUGCUGUAUGAUUCCAAGAUUAAAAGGGACUUGGCCGCUAUAUAGUAAUACAAAAAAGCCUUAAUGAAUAAUGCUAUUGUGACCUACAAUCCAAAAGUAUUGUUUAGUAAAUAGUGAAUAUUCAAUAACUAUAAAAUAAAGUGUCUUCAUAAAUUUGCAAUUGAAAUUGACAUAGUAACCAUGUGAGUGUCAUAGAGGUGCCUGCCACAUUGGUGCACAGUUCACCAGUUAUGCAUAUUGCUCUCAAAGGAUUUAAAGUGACUUUCUGAUUGUUAGUAUUACAUUACUUAUUCACUAACAUUUUUUUUUUUUUUUUACAUAUGAAAUAAUGCUACUAUAUUCUACUAAAUCUUACAGCAGUGAUACAGAUUUGUUUAUUAGUGUAUUUAUAUAGUGUAUAUAUAAUAAAUAUGAACAUUAUAUUUAAAAUAAACAAAGCUAUAAAGCACAAGCAAGCAUAAAAAUAAAUGUACCAGAAAAAAAAAAUUGGCUUAUUUGAAGAAUAUCCUACUUAAUUCAACACUCCAAGCACUAUAACUACAUUAAGCUGUUUUUACAAUUGUGCAAGGGGUGCCCUGGCACUGUAGCAGGCUGUAGUGUGUGUGGUGCUUGGAGUUUUUCUUUAAAGUGAUAAUGUCCUUUAUAUAUAUAUAUAUAUAUAUAUACACACAACAAUAAAUAUUCCUUGCACUCACGCUCGAUAGUCCUUCUGUUGUAGAGGAAUCAUGUAUACUGCCGGGUGCCAGUCCUAUUGGGGAUACAGAUACACUCCAAAAACGUUUGAAAGUAUAGGCUGCACUCUCGGUCUUGUGAAUAAAUUAAAUAUGCUUUUUAUUCCAUGAAAAAGUGAUCGACGUUUUGGUCCACGCAGGGACCUUCCUCAUAUAUAUUACAAUAUUACAUACUGAUAUGUCAAUUGUAUGUUUUUGAAUUAUUAAAUAUGGAUCUUGUCUAAGUGACAUAAGGCAUGAGGCUUACACAGUAAUCUUCUUGUUUUUUUUAUCUUUUCAUGAAUUAUGUUAUGGGAUUUACACGCAUUUAAUUAAACACUUUUUUACAUUUUACCCACAGUUGUUGGAUUUUGAAGUUCGUGGAAUAUACACUUUUCAGGUUGAAGCAACCAAUUCUUAUGUAGAGCCACGUUUUUUCCACCUCGGACCAUUCAAAGAUACAGCUAUUGUGAAAAUAUUACUUCAGGAUGUUGAUGAAGCCCCUAUCUUUAGUAGGCAUUUUUAUAUAAUCGAAGUAGAUGAAGAUGCAAAGGAAGGAAAUAUCAUUGGUCAGGUUUCAGCUCAAGAUCCUGAUUCAGCAAAGAGCCCAGUCCAGUAAGUCUUGUACUGAAAUAGAGUUAAAAAGAUAUCCAUGUUUGUAUAGCUAUUCAUUUUAUAAUAUAUCAAAACAAUAUAUAGAUGUUGGCACUCAGCUGAUUAUUGAUGCUGGUAUUACGGUAACACGCCACAGAAAUACCUCCAAAUUACAAAAGAAAAAUAAAUAAUUAUGCCGCACACAAGAAUUACUGCAAAAUGAUUUUUAUUACUCAGUAUAAGAUGUUAGAAUUUCUAGAGGUUCUAAAGAAAAAGCUAAAUUACAAACACAUGUAAUUAUAAAGCCAGUAACCUGCAUGCCUAGACAUGAGAAUCCAUCACAAAUGUAAGAAAGUGUGUAAAAGUGAGAAAUAAUUUGGAGAAAUAAGGUGGACAAUUAUAUACAAAAUGUACAAACACACAUGUUUAUUUAUCAUUACUGUAUAUGUAUACAUUACUAAAAAAAAGACCCAGAAUGUGAGUAUCUAUAAACCCUAUAUAAACUUUAUAUACUGCAUAAAGCACACACAGUUAAUUACAAAAUACACAUAUGCUAAUCUUUGUAAUUUUAAUUCCCUUAUUCUCGAAGAAUAUAUAUAUUGUCCACUGAAUAUGCUGAUAAUUCUCCAGGUUGUAUUCCGAGUUGAUGAAGAAAUGAAAAGAAUGGAAAAAGAAAAUCACAAAUAAAAAACUUCAAAUAGCAGAUGUCAUAAACAAUGAAAACUUGAUUGCUAGCUUGCAAAAAUAGAUGAUACACUUCAAUAUAGGAGUAGCAUUAUACUGAAUGACUAACAUAUAAGGCAUACGUGGAUAUAUCCCUCCAAAAAUAAAUAAAAAAUAAUGGCCACAAAAAUGGUCAUUUAAUUAAAAGACUUAGAGAACUUUGUGGCUUAGAUCUCACCCAGUAUGUGGUAACCACGGCUGUUAUGGAGUUGAAGACUUAUGGUAAAUGAGUGAACCUCCUUGAAUCAGAAGAAAUCUAGACUGGUGCUCUGUUCAUUCCUCCAUGGGGAUUCACCCUGUGAAGAAAUAGAGACAUCCAGAGCACACAGCCCCGGUCUGCACCCUCACAAGAAUUCCCCUGGAGAAACAAAAACUUCAGUUCUGUGUAAUACUUUAUCCAAAAACAUUUAAACUCAAAAAUUCUGAUUUUAGGGUGACAUUGGAUUUUUACUAAAAUAAAUUAUUAAAAAUGAAAGUAUGCAUAUUCAACAUACCUGCCCUGGAUGCUUCAAGACCAUAGCUUAAAAAUGUCCCUGGUGGCAGUUGGCCUCUGGAUGUAAAAAAAGCAAAGUAAAUAAUAUUUUUCUCUGAAUAAAAGUCAGACUCUGGAUAAGGAUCUUUAGUCAAGCUGGAUUCUUGUGAUCUCCAGCUUGACCAAUUAUCCUUAACCAGAGUAUGCAAAUGCAACAAUAUUUUACAAUAGUAAAAUAUAAAGCACUCAAACUACUUCAAAAUAAGGAGACAAAGUAAUAUUAAAGUGUUUAAAAAUUCCAGUUAGCACUGUUGGGACAAUUAUUUCUAAAUGAAGACUGCAUCAUACCACCCAAACACUGCCUGGAAAAGUCUGUCCUCAAAAACAAUCAAAUAUGAGACUGAGAAUGAGAAUUAUGAGACUCCAAAAAGAAACCAAUAGUCACUUUAAAUGAGCUACAGAGGUCAGUAGAAUAGACUGGAGUAAAGUUGCACAAAUUAACAAUUACAAGAGCUCUGUAUCAAACUCCAUGACUCAAAACACACUAUAUGAAAGCAUGACUGGUAUAUGCUAAAUAUACUAGACUGACUCGGCUAAAGUAUGGAAAAAGGUUUUGUGAUGAUACCGAGAAGAUUUUCUUGGGCACUAUUCAAACCAGUACGAAAAGCCUAAUUCCAUAUCUGAACAUGCACUAUCCCUGAUAGAAGUGUGGACAAAAUAUAUGCCGCUGGGGAGCAACCUUUGGAGUUAAAACAUCAUGAAUGAUUUAACCCCUUCAAGUAAUAAAGUGCCAGGAACAUUUGGGCAAUUUCAAUGAGGUUGUUAUGGUGCCAAUACAGUUCCUUUAAUAUAUAUCCUGACAAAUUGAUGCAUAUAGAAGAAAAAAUGCAUUGGUGGUAUUACUUUGUAUCAACCCUGAUUAUAUAUAAAACAUGACCUCUUAGAAGAGCAAUACAUAACAAAUAUUUUUUUUAUUUUUUUUGCUGUAACUCAAAUUAUAAUUUUGAGCUGUGCUUAUAAUUUAUAUUCACGUGUACUGCAUUUUUGACGUGUUUUUGUUUUUUGCUUUCAUCUAUAUUUGUUUUGCUAUCCUAUCUAUUUCUUUUUAAAUAUCAUACUUGUAUAGAACACGUUCUUUUGUUUGAAAUAUGAUUGGAUCUCUUCUAAUAUGGAAAUUGUUUUAAAUUUAUAUAUUUUAGUGAACUGUUGUCAAAAUAUUUGUUGAAUUAUUUUUUUUAUGUAUAAAGCAACAUUAAAUAAUGUAUAAAAAAUAUAUUUUUUUCAAAAAUGUACAGAGUUAAUAACUGGUACAAUAUUGUCUUUAAAUGCACUGACUGUCUCUGAAAAAUAUUUAAAAUCCUCUUUGGCAAUCAAACGGGAAAACAAUGUUGUAAUAAACAUAAUCUUGAAAUGUAAAGAAUUUUUUGUCUUGCAUUACAGCAAAAGAAUGCUAAAUGCAAAUCAUGUACCAUUCCACCAACCUGCUAAUAACUGUAUGUACAUUUUAGUAUAUUGUCGUAAAUCGAAUUAAUAUUUUUAAAUUAAAUAUGUGUAUUUUUUUAAUUGUGUUAUCAUUCAUAGAUAUAGCAUUGAUCGCAACACCGAUAUCGAAAGAAUAUUCAGUAUAUACUCAGGGAAUGGCUCUAUAUUUCUGUCUAAGUGUCUCGACCGUGAAGUCAGUCCAUGGCACAAUCUCACAAUAACUGCAACAGAAAUAAGUGAGUUAAUUUGAUUUCUGGGAAUAUUACAUGUUGAAUAAAUAUUUGAAGGGAACUGCCACUUCUUUUUUACAUUUAAAUAUUGUUUUUCCUUAUGUAUUAUAUUUCAAAAUUUAUAUUUAUGAGGUCUGAAAAUGAAAAAUGUGUAAAUCCAAAGAGGCCUUUCCAUCAGCUUAGAAAGAGCACAGAAAAAGGAGCAAAAUCGGGAUAAAAUUAGGGAGAUUUAACAAAGGGGCAAAACAAGUGUUGUGGUGAUUUUGUACUUUUAUUUAAUAUUUCAUUUUUUUUUCAUCUGUUGUUUCCUUUGCAACUUAACCAUUGUUUUUGUAUAUAUACCAUUACUGAUAAACAAGUUCAUCUUAAUAAAGCACAAGAAUAUACAAUCUCUAAAUAUGUGUUAGAUACACUAUAUAAGCAUUUGAAAAAUAGGCCUUUUAUUCUUUCAUUACCACAUCCUGCCUUUAUUCUAUGAAAAAUAAUAAAAUAACAAAAUGUGAAAUCCCUGAUUAUACUUUUUUAAUUAAAAAUGUAUAUAAAGUGGCAUAAAAAAAAUAUACUGACAACCCACUUAUUUGAAAUAAUAUUUACCUUUAUUUUCUUACUGUAAUCUACUGUAACACAAACCUGCCUCCACCUAUAUGUAGCAUUGCUCUUUUUGUUACUUUCUGUCAGCUACUUUUGAUUCAUCCAUAGUAAUAGUAGUAGUAAGAAGGAUACAUUUAUUAACAUGAUCAGUUGCACUAUCUGGCCAUUCAAACAUGAUUAUAUAAAGACCUAGCUAACAGCCUUUCUCACCUCUGUAAAUAUGUAUCUAUAGUAGAAGCAUCAUCAUCAUGAUUGUAUCACUAAAAUUAUAUAGCAUUUGGUGUAUUAUUGGUGUAGUAAAGUCCUUUUAAAUGUAAUAUUUCUGAUAAUAUUUAUAUUUGCAUUGCAUCAGUAACAUAUACAUUAUUAUAUCAAAUAAAAAGCCAAAGUUUCUCAAUGAGACAUGCAAUAUCUUGAUAUAGUUUACAUUUUAGUUAGCUGUAACCGCAACAAAUAGGCACAUGAUGACCAAGUUCCAUUUAUAAUAUUUAGAAAGCAGUGUUCCUAUAGUCAAUAUAGUCACCAGAACUACUAUAGCUUAAUGUAGUUGUUUUGAUGUGUAUAGGAUGCCCCUGCAGGCUUUCCUUUUAAUGUGAAGGCCAGCCUUUGGCAGAUACAGCUCAAAUUGUAAUCACUUUACGUAUUCCCCAGGUACCACUGAGCCUAAUUUACCCUUCUUUGUUUGGCAGCCUGUGACUACCCUUUACAUAUCAGUUAAGGCUUUUUCCCCUCGGGUAUUAUUGUACUUAUUUACAUUUUUGUGGAUUAAUUAAUCUGUAACUCAUAUUUUUCAAUAAAUGUUGCUUUAUUAUUCACUGCCUUCCCCUUCUGAAGUGCCUAAGUACACUUCAGGUAUUUCCUGUUAUGGUGCUAUAAGUGGUUAUUGUAGUAGGGUUAUCCCCUUUAUUCAUGGAAAUACAGUUACCGGCACCCAUCAGCUUUCCCUUGUGGAUUUUUACUCUGGGUGCAGAAAGAUCUGGUUUUUACUAUUGACUAUUUUUUUAAUGUGAACACUGCCUUUUCAGAGAACACCUGCCUAGAAACUCCUCUAGUGGCAGUCAUGGCCAAUAGAGAUGCUUCCUGGGUCAGUGCUGCACAUUGUGCCAUGCUGACAUCCAGCAUUAUCGCACUCUGCAUGUUGGUGCUGAACGUUCCUCAUAGAGAUGCAUUGAUUUAAUGAUAUAUUCAUAUAGUUUAUACACACACGCUAUAAAUAUAUUACCCUACAGAUAAUUAGCCUGAGUAAUUUAUGAAUAUACACUAUAUGAACGAAAGUAUCAGGACACCUGACAAUUACACCAACAGUUAUGCAGAAUAAAUAACGGUUCAGGCACUCUGGGAUAACAAAAAAAUAACAGCUUUAUUGGGGCAAAAACAGCAAUUUUUUUUUUAUCAAACCCUGGCUUCAGAGCACCUAGGUUACUUGGUGAGUGCGAUAUUUAGUACGUCUCUACUUUUAUGAUAUAUAUAUAUAUAUUUUUUUUUAAUCAAUAAUCUUUAUUAUGUUUUUUCUUUUUAUAAAGAGACAUAUAUAAACGAAUACAAAAAGCAUAUUUCCUAUGUAAUAUCUUGUACAUAGGAAACUAAAGUUCCUAUUAUCCUGUAUACAAUACAUAUUCUGAAAGGAUUCUCGCAUAUAACAAAACAAACUUUCAAUGCUAAGUCAUUGGGAGGAAGAUCAGAUACCAUAGCUUAAAAACCAAAACUUACUAUUACUAUUAGUCAUUUGAGUAGAAACAAUAUAAAGAUAGCUCAGAUUACAAAUUUUUCAAUUGGUUUAUCCAGCUCUGAAUAUAAGUGCUAUAUAGUUUAGACUUCUUAUUCAACCAUUUUAGUCCCCCUUCCAUACUACACUGGAAUAAAAUUUGGUUCUUAAGAUUUAGCCAGUUUAUAGACCCUCUUGAUUUCCAGUGUCAUGCUAGAAGAAGUUGUGUGGCUACAAAAAAUGAGUGGACAUCAAAGCAUUUUUUGGAGAUAACUUGGGCCAAUUAAGAUGUAGGAUCCCUGUUUCCAGUUUUUGCUCUAUCUUGAAACUCCCCAAUAUCUGAAGUUUAUCAAAUGUUAUUUUCCAUAAAUUAGCCGCAAUUUUGCAGCUCCACCACAUAUGGAGAUACUCUCCCCCCUCAGUAUCACAUCUCCAACACAAACAAUUAGAAGAAAAUGUAUUUACUAAAGAAUGAUCCAAGUACCAGAAAUGAAUCACUUUGUAUUGAUUUUCAAGUAUAUCAGUACAAUGGAUAUCACUGUUAUAGUUUUUUAUGGCAGUUAGCCACUCUUCUUUAUUUAAAUCUAUGUCAAGUAGUUUAUUCAAUUUUUCUAUGUUCUUACGAACAUCUCCUUGUUCUAUAAAGGAAAUUAAAAGAUAGGCUGUUGACAUAACUUUAGAUACUAAUUUCUCACAAAAUAUCUUUUUUAAAAGGCACAAUUUGUGUUUGUCGCCACUUCUUAAGAAGGUAAAAGUUUCCUUAGUAGGUAGAUUAUAUUGUAGGUUUAACUCAGAAAAGGAUUUCAGUGUUCCAUUAGUGUAAAGGUCAGCCACCUUAAGAAUACCAGAUUUAAUCCAUUUAUCUAUGGCUAGAUGUGGAAUGCUUUUUGCUAUAACACCGAUACCAUUAGUAUCAAUUAUUUUAUCCUGCACUUCUAGUUUUUUCUUUAAUUGGGCCCAGACCUUAAAAAGUUGACUUAAAAUAAAGCUUUUAUCACCACAAUCUCGACAUUUAUAGCUUUGAAUCUCCCAAAUGCAACUAGUAAGAUCCCAUUGUUGAGUCAGAUGUGAAUCAAUUUUAAAUCAACUUUCUUUGCAUAUCUGCGGAGUCUGUAUUAGAUAGAUGUGGCCAAUCAUGUUAGCUAAAUAAUAGUUUUGCAAGAUUGGCAUGCCUAAACCUCCAUAUUUCACUUGUAAUGCCAUCCUCUUAAUAUUAAUGCGAGGCCUUUUGCCUUGUAAUUAUCCUAUUUUUAGUUAAAUCCCCCCUCUAAUAAUAUUGUAAAGCGCUACAGAAUCUGUUGGCGCUAUAUAAAUGGCAAUAUUAAUUAUAAUAAGUAUAUAUAUACACAUACAUACACAUACACUGUCUAAGUGUAUUUUAAUAUUAAUAAAUAAAAUUAUAUAUUAAUAUCAAAAUACACGUAGAAUUAUAUUAAUUAUAUAUAUAUAUAAUAUAAAAUAAAUAUGUAAAUACGUAAAAAAAAUAAUAAAUAAAUAAAAAAUAUAUAUGUGUAAUUUCGUUCUAACUGUAUUUUAAAAUUAAUAUAUAUAUAUUGAUAUCAAAAUAGACCUAUAACAAAAUAAUAUAUAUAUUGUGACGAAAUCCCUAUUUAUGCACCUUAGUUCCCCUUUAUUCAUUCGUUAGAUCUAACUACCAAACAAAGAUCACCCCCCUGGCUCAUUAAGCUUCAAAGCAGUAUUCAUCAAUUGACCCCUCUAUCUGUGCGGCCAGCGUUCGUACUACCUAAUGCCACGUGGCUGAGAAAACCGCGGCCAUAUUUUUUUCAGCCGAACAAAGGCAGCGGGACUUGGUCGUCGAGUGUCUGGAACUAAAAUCGGACACAUGACUUCCCGAACUUCUGUCUCCAACAGCGAACAUUGGAACUAUAUUUCCCGAAUAGCUAGAAGAGCCAUAUUCGGUAAUUUUGUGCAUUCGACUGAGGGGAACAAUCGCUGCUGAGAGCCAGGGGAAUCCAUUCGGUAUUUUAUUUGUUUUUUUCCCCUUUAUUGAAGUGACCGGCAAAACCACCCAAACUCAUGGAACUAUUUUGGGCAGCCAGCCCACGGUUAGCCAGUCACAGAAGACUUCCACCUUUUUUGAGAACCCCUGAACCGAUCUGGGUGAAAUUUGAAUAUGUUGGUCACCCAGAUCAGGGCUAUCAGGGGACAUAUUAUUUUUGGGGAUACCUCAUGUAUAAAGGGGUGUUCCAAAUAUUGGGGAAAAUUGUGAUUUUUCUGCCUGGAGAUAAUCAAGUUUUUACUUUAUCAGACUUGAUUAUCUCCAGGACUAGGGGAGGGAAUUGUAUGUGUGUACUGGGUGUGUUUUAUGCUUUUACUGUGCCAGAUUGGUUAAACUCUGUCCCUCCCCUGUGGGAUGUCCCCUUGCAUGGGGACUUGCAUAAAAGCCUGUGUGUAAUCAUUAAAGCUCAGUUCAGUUGUACCCUUCUUCUUGACUUCGGCUGAUGUUUGGGGAUUCAUGUGUUUUACUAAGGGAAUUAUCUUAUGAAGCUAUUUGGAUUACUAUACAGUUCGUCUAUUUCAUCUACCGAACGGAGAGCUAUAUUCACUGAUGCUCUGGCGGUUCGGGAGGAAACUACCGAAUGAGGAUUACAUAUAUCAGGUUUCCUUACAUAUAUCUAUAUACAUAAGUAUAUACAUAUAUCACUAUAUAUAUAUAUACCAUACCAUAUAUAUAUAAAUAAAAAUAAUUGAAAAAAAUAUAUACAUAUAUAUUUGUGUACAUAUAUAUAUAUAUAUAUAUAUAUAUAUAUAUAUUUAUAUACACGUAUAGAUAUAAUAAUUCUACAUAUAUAUUUAUGUAAUAAUUUUACAUAAAUAGGUCAUUUUAUUAAUUACAAUUUGCGGGACCUGCCUGACAACCCAGGCUGAAAGUCCAGGGAAUUUAAUUUGCUAGCACUAUAUUUAACCCUGUAACUUUCCAAGACACCAUAAAAUCUGUACAUAGGGGGUACUGUUUUACUCGGAAGACUUUGCUGAAAACAAAUAUUAGUGUUUCGAAACAGUAAAAUGUAUUAAAACAAGAAAUGAUAAAUAGUGGGGGGUGCAAAUAUACAAAACAAAUAUAAAAUGUAUACUUAUAAGUGUGAAGCCUCCUGAUCUUUCUGAAAAGGUAACAUAAACAUGCUCAUAGCAUAAUACUGUUACUUCAACCAAUAUAGAUCUUAUUACAGAGGUAAUGGCUCACACUUUCCAUAGCCACAACAAGCAGGCUCUGGCUUAGAUGGCAGGUGAAUAAUAAGCUUAUUCCGGCUGUAGGAUUCACUUGUAGUGAUGUCUCCUUUCUGGUACCCCAGGAAGUAUCACAACAUCCACAAAUAGUGGAAAAUAAAAUAAACUUUACUUGUACUGGAUACAAAUUAACUGGAUACAAACUGGAUAAAAAGUACAUGGGAAAAAUACAGCAUAAGCCAAAAGAAAAAAAAGAGUCCACAUACACUGACGCGUUUCGACCGAAGUAGGUCUUUUUCAAAGUAUAACAGUACCCCUCAUGUACAGUUUUAAUGGAGUUUUCAAAAGUUACAGAGUCAAAUAUAAGACUUGCGUUUCAUUUUUUCACUUUGAAAUUCGCCAGAUUGGCUAUGUUGCCUUCGAGACUGUAUGGUAGCCCAGGAAUGAAAAUUAGUUUUUUGCAUUUUUCACACACAAACACAUAUUAACACUAAUUUGGCCAUUGUUUGUGACCAAGUGGCUACUAAAAAAGACUGGACAUACCCCAUUUACAAUACCUUGGGUUCUCUACUAUUGCAAAUGGUAUGCCAUCAUGGGGGCAUUUCUCAUUCCUGGGCUACCAUAUGGUCUCAAAGGCAACAUAACCAAUCGGGCGAAUUUCAAUGUGAAAAAUCAGAAAAAUUUAACAUUCUAUAUUUGACCCUGUAACUUCCCAAAACACCAUAAAACCUGUACAUAGGGGGUACUGUUUUACAUGUGAAUACAAAUAUGUGUAUUUUAUUGCAGUAAAAGCAAACAGUAUUAUGACAUUCACAGUUAAAAUGUCAUGUCAGCUAAAACAAUUUUAAAAAUUCUUAUUUUCUCCCAUUUUAUUAUAUUUUAUUCAUAUUAAAUUAUGUUUCAUACCUAAAUAUUUAAUGUUAAAACAAAGCCCUGUUUCCCCUUAAUAAAAUGUUAUAUAAUAAGUGUGGGUGCAUUUAAUAUGAAAGAGGUGAAUUACAGUUGGACAGACAUAUGGCUCAUAUGCCAGGUUUUGUUUACAUUUUGUUUUGAUCACAAUGUGUACAUUUGGGGUUAAAGGGUGUGUAGCGGUUGGCAUUGGGCUGUCCUCAAAAUUAUGUGUAUUCGUAUGCUUUCGGUUAAUUUUUGCCAUAUGUAUGUAAAGUGUAUGCAGCAUUCUCCUGACUGUUCGGUAAAAUCAGUUCAGUUAUUAUGCGAGUGAAACAACAAUCAGACCACCCCAGGAAUAAGUGUGCCUCCAAUUACCGUUCGCAAUAAUGUUGCAAACGGGUAAUUGGCAAUUGGUGCAGUGUGUGCUUUGUCCUCUGGGUGGCCGCCAUUCGGGAGACGAACACGUUGAGGUGGCCAUCUUAAACUCCUGAACAGCGGUGUUUUGCCGUCGAGUGUCUGGAACCCAAAUCGGACAGUCGGAUAAGCAAAGACCGCUGAGACCUCCGCACUGCCGUCACUUCGUGUAGAAACUACCGAAUGGCUCCCCGUUCGGUAGAAAGAACCCCACAAACAAGGGGGUUUAUCUGAAUCCUCCCCAGUCUCCAUAACCCAAGCUGUUUGUGCAUUUUGUUCCCUUUUCCUGUGACCGACCGCAGGGCCAAAAUGUAUGGAACCCAUUUUGGCUGUUAACCCAAGCGAAGUCGGUCUUUUUACUACCUCCAGGAAUUUCCCGAACCCCUGGUCCGAUCUGGUUUAUUUUUGAAUAUGGUCUCUCACCCAGAUCAGGGCUACCAGGGAAUGUAAUAUUUAAAGGGGUACCCCUAUUUUUAGGGGUACAUUCAGAAAACCAGUGGAACUGUGUCCUGCAUAAUGGGAUUAUGAGUCUUACUUAGGGGAGGGGAUGUGUGGGUGGCAACUCAUGUAUGAUUGGUGUACUGUAUAAUUACUGUAAAUCCCUCCCUUGCAUGGGAGAAAGUUUUAAAAGAAGGUUGAGUGAUUAAAAGUUCAGUUCUGCUCCUGAUGCUGUGUGUCGUCCAGUCAUUGGGAUUUAUAUUGGGAUAUUAUUGGAUUGACUUGCCUGCUGUAAUUAUUGCCUUAUGGAUUUUUAAUAUUUGUUCCUGAGCCUCACUGGAAUCUUGAGUGGAGAUAACCUGUGGAAUACCAGCUCUCCGCUACAGGGUGGUUGUGAAUUGUUUCUGAAGAAUAUACUUUCUACUAAGUUAUUUUAAAGUGAUCAUUACAUCAGGGAAAAUUCUAUAUUAGUACUAUUCUUGUAGUCAGAUAUUUCAUUAAAAAAGAUAAAAAAAAAAUAUUCCAUCUCUUCCAAUAUCCCUGGCAGCCAUUUUCUUAAUUACCAUAUAUACAAUGAUUACAAGGAUUUCUUUUGGAGCCACAAAGAGGCCUUUUGGGAAUCGGAAAAAAAUGUCUAUGUCAUUCCCCUGCAAUACUAUUAAUUUAGUUGGGUAUCCCCAUUUAUACUUUAUCUGAUUGUUUCUCAGAAUAUUUGUUACUAUCCCAAAAGAUCUUCUUCCUGUUCCUUGUUCCUUGUUCCUUGUAUACCAAGACAGAUCUUGGAAUAUUUUAAGAUCUUGAUAAGCAUGAUUUGCCUCUGUCGCCAUUUUACAUCUAUAUUUAACCCCUUAAGGACCAAACUUCUGGAUUAAAAGGGAAUUAUGACAUGUCACACAUGUCAUGUGUCCUUAAGGGGUUAAACAUAACCUGUUCUUUAAACCAAUAAUGAUGGAAAAAUAUGAUGAUGUCUCCAGAGGCCGAUGUUGGUAUCCCCUUUGGUCUGGACAGGAGAUGAAAUCUAUCCAUUAUUUUCUUGUUUGGCUCAAAAGCCAUGCUUAUGUGCCGAAAAGAAUUAAACAGAUCUUCCUGUAGAUUUUCUCAUGUGACUUGUUUGUUAAUCCCUCUGAUACGGAUAUUAUUCCACCAACUGCGGUCUUCUAAAUCACAUAUUUUUUUGUUGCAUAUCACCAUAUUUAGUAAGUAAUAGAUCAUAUUGUGUUUGCAUCUUCCCUUGUUGGAAAUCCAAAUGUCCUAAGCCUUUCUUCAAUAUUUAUCAUUUUUUGGUUUAUUGCAGCAAUAUCUUUUUUUAAUCUAUUUAACAUUAAUUUGUAAUUCUAAGUAUUUUUUUUCAAGUAAAAGCUUUUGACUUUUUCCCAAGAUUUCAGAGAACAUUGCCUGUAUCUCAUUCACAGAGAGGGUAUUAUUUUCUCUAUCUUCAGCUUGGAUAAAUGAGGUACCUUCACUUAUUUCCUCCACGCUUGAAGAGUGUGGAGUAGAAAAUAAUUGACAACCUUUUUUCGGAUCUGAUAUCUUUGAUCUUUAUUUAAAUAUAUUUUAAUGGCACGACUUUCAGAAUUCUUUUUUGAGGCCAUUAUUCAAGGUUUCCUGUAUCCUAUAGGAGUCAAUUCAAAGUACCAAUUCAUACCUAUAAAUCAAUGAACUAGCCCCUCUUAUAACUCUUAACUGAUCCAUAGAUAUGCUCCUUCUCAGUCUCCUCUCUGCCCAUAACCUUCUACUGUCCACAGCUCCUACCCAUAUGGCAAGCUCACUCUUGCAGGACUUCUCUCAGGCGGCUCCCUUCCUAUGGCCUGCCAACCACCAUCAGACUCUUCCCUAGUCUUCAAUUGUUUAAGAAGUGCCUUAAAACGCAUCUCUUUAGGAAAGCAUAUGGCCUCCCAGAGUAAUCUCUACCGCACAUACCUGUCCCUUGCUCUCUUCUAAAGGACAGCACUAUAUUUUCUCCUCCAGCUCUGCUUCACUCCUACCUUAUUUGAUUGCUAUCUCCUGUCCUACUGUGUUUUAUACCUCACUUCCUUUAGACUGGAAGCUCAUUUGAGCAGGGUACUUUUCAAACUAUCGUAUCUGUAAGUUUUUUGUAAUUGUCCUAUUUAUUGUUAAAUCUCCCCCUCUUAUAAUAUUGUAAAGUGCUACAGAAUCUGUUGGCGCUAUAUAAAUGCUAUUAAUAAUAAUAAAAAUCUGUCAAACCCAGACUCGUCCAUCAGAUUGCAAAGCAAAGAAGCAUGUCUCACAGAGACAGGAGACGUAUCUGUAAUAUUGUUAAGCAAAUAAGUCAAUGGGACCUGAUGGAAUACACUCAAAGCUAUUAAAAGAGCUUAGUGGUGUACUAGCAAAACCAUUAACAGAUUUAUUUAACCAAUCAUUGUUAACAGGAGUAGUCCCAGAAGAUUGGAAGUUGUGCCCAUUUACAAGAAAGGUAAUAGGGAGGAGUCGGGGAACUAUAUGCCAGUAAGCCUUACUUCAGUAGUGGGGAAAGUGAUGGAAACCAUGUUAAAGGAUAGGAUUGCUGAACAUCUAAAAACACAUGGAUUUCAAGAUCAGAGACAACAUGGGUUUACUUCAGGGAGAUCAUGCCAAACUAAUCUUAUAGAUUUUUUUGAUUGGGUAACUAAAAUUAUAGAUCAGGGUGGUGCAGUAGACAUUGCUUACCUAGAUUUCAGUAAGGUUUUUGACACUGUUGCACAUAGAAGGCUUAUCAAUAAACUGCAAUCUUUAAGUUUGGAUUCCAAUAUUGUUGAAUGGGUAAGGCAGUGGCUGAGUGACAGGCAACAGAGGGUUGUAGUUAAUGGAAUAUAUUCAAAGCUUGGACUUGUCACCAGUGGGGUACCUCAGGAAUCUGUACUUGGACCCGUUCUCUUUAAUAUUUUUAUUAGUGAUAUUGCAGAAGGUCUUGAUGUUAAGGUACGUCUUUUUGCUGAUGAUACUAAGAUAUGUAACAGGGUUGAUGUUCCAGGAGGGAUAAGCCAAAUGGCAAAUGAUUUAGGUAAACUAGAAAAAUGGUCAGAAUUGUGGCAACUGACAUUUAAUGUGGAUAAGUGCAAGAUAAUGCAUCUUGGACGUAAAAACCCAAGGGCAGAGUACAGAAUAUUUGAUAGAGUUCUAACCUCAACAUAUGAGGAAAGGGAUUUAGGGGUGAUUAUUUCUGAUGACUUAAAGGUAGGCAGACAAUGUAAUAGAGCAGCAGGAAAUGCUAGCAGAAUGCUUGGUUGUAUAGGGAGAGGUAUUAGCAGUAGAAGAGGGAAGUGCUCAUGCCAUUGUACAGAACACUGGUGAGACCUCACUUGGAGUAUUGUACACAGUACUGGAGACUGUAUCUAUAGAAGGAUAUUGAUACCUUAGAGAGGGUUCAGAGAAGGGCUACUAAACUGGUUCAUGGAUUGCGGGAUAAAACUUACCAGGAAAGGUUAAAGGAUCUUCACAUGUAUAGCUUGGAGGAAAGACGAGACAGGGGGGAUAUGAUAGAAACAUUUUAAUAUAUAAAGGGAAUCAACACAGUAAAGGAGGAGACUAUAUUUAAAAGAAGAAAAACUACCACAACAAGAGGACAUAGUCUUAAAUUAGAGGGACAAAGGUUUAAAAAUAAUAUCAGGAAGUAUUACUUUACUGAGAGGGUAGUGGAUGCAUGGAAUAGCCUUCCAGCUGAAGUGGUAGAGGUUAACACAGUAAAGGAGUUUAAGCAUGCGUGGGAUAGGCAUAAGGCUAUCCUAACUAUAAGAUAAGGCUAGGACUAGGUGGGCCGAAUGGUUCUUAUCUGCCGUCACAUUCUAUGUUUCUAUGUUUCUCUGAUUUGCCACUCCACCAAACAUGUUUCCACUACUCCAAAGUCCAGUGGUGACAUGCUUUACACCACUUAAUCCAACACUUGGCAUUGUACUUUGUGAUGUAAGGCUUGCAUGCAGCCGCUCAACCAUGGAAACCCAUUCCAUGAAGCUGCACAGUUUGUGUGCUGAUAUUAAUGCCAGUAGAAGUUUGGAACUCUUCUGCUAUGGAAUGAGCAGAGCGUUGGUAACUUUUACAGAUUAUGCACCUUAGCACUCGGUGACCACGCUCUACGAAUUUACGUGGUCUUUUCCUUUGUGACUAAGUGUCUGAUGUUCCUAAAUGCUUCCACUUUCCAAUAAAACUACUUAUAGUUGAAUAUCUAGCAGGAAUGAAAUUUCAUGAACUGACUUAUUGCAAUCACAGUACCUUGCUUGAAUUCAGUGAUUCAUUAUUGUGUCCCAAUACUAGUAUCCAUAUAGUGUAUAUUGUAUUGAUAAAUAAAAUGGAAAAAAAAUGAAUUUGGCAUACACAGCAUAGGUUGAAAAAAUAGAAAACAUACACCAUAAUUAACUUUUCAGUAUAUUUUAUGGAAACAGAAGCAAUACAUAAAUGACACCAUGAAAAUUGAAUGUACACAAUUCUUUGAUUGAUUAGCCUUAACUUGCAUAAGUGAAUGGCUUACAGUUUUGUUGUUUCAUUCAACCACGAAUCUUUCUUGUAGAAUAAAAAUGAUUAAUGGAGGCUAGUGCUCUAAACUCUAAUUAGCGAGUUAGCUUGCAAAUAUUAUUUUGCAAAUGCAAAAAGAAUAAAGAUUUUUGUCCUUUAAGUUCUAAAAUGUAAACGAUCAUGAUAACAUGUUUUUUCUAUAUUUUCGACACCUUUAGAUGCACAUUGAAUUAAAAUAGCCAUAAAUUAAAAAAUAUAACACUAUAAAGUCAUAAUUUCUUAAAACAAGCAUAAUGCAUCAAUAUGUCAAGAAAUGAAUCAUGCACAGCAUCCAAUAUCUGAACCAUGUCAUAUUUAAAAAUUACAGGGAAAAAUACUGAACUCAUAACACUUAGAUUCUCCAGUCACUUUUAUUCAUUUCAUAUGCUUUAAGCUUUUUAUGCAUAUGAGAUGCAUACAAAUCCAUUUAAAUACAAUUUAUUUUCAUAAUUAAAUAUAAAGGUGUGCAUUGAGGCACCAUUGUGGGUUUGUGUUUGCCAAAUUUGUUUAAAUGAAGCACAAAAAAUACAAAUAGGUAGGUUCCAUUUUUUUCAAGACCAGUUGUUUUGUGGUCUCGAGAUUUUAUCAUCUUUUUCUCUUUCUUUCUACAGCCAGGAAAUUAUAUCUUUAUGAUACAUUUCCCGUGCUUUGACUCUUGAUGGGACUUAUAGGGGAGCUCUUAAUUCCCUGUAAUUUAUACCACCUCAUGAUGUGUUCUAUGUCCAUUUAAAUUUACUUUAAGGAAUUAGCAAAUCAUAAUCCAAUUCAUCUAAGCAAGGCCAAGGAAAAUAUUGCAAAUGAGGAGGAGAACUAGAGACACUGCUUAAUUUCUCCUAUUCUCUGUAUGCUUUAUCUGUGCUGAAUGCCAGUGACAAAGGACAUAAGAUAGGGGCACCCCAUUACAGGAUAAACAGGUGUGGACUAUUUUUCACACCUCACAAAAUCUAAGGAUAACUAUAAAUAGUAUUAAAAAUCAUGGAAAGUGACAGUUCCACUUUAUUGACAUUUGUCUCAUUUGUCAGAAAGCAGUGAAGAGCUUAAAUAUAAUGUAUCUUUUUAUUUUAUAAUUUUAAGAACUGAGUUAUUUUUCAAAUGCUUUUUUUAAAAUUUCAAAACACCUGGAGUUGAAAAUGUAACACCAAUGUCACCACACAUGCACUCAAAGAUCCUUCAGGACCUGACAUGCCAGCAGAAACCAAAUGGAUGUGGAGUCCAUCAACAUAAGUUACAGUUCUCCUUCUAUGCUCCCAAAUGUAGGAAUUAACAUUGAAACUAACCAAUAUGGAGUCAGCUUCUUGCUGUUAUCACUGAGUAGAAAUGGGAAGUUUGGGGAUGAGUUAAGUUGCUAAUGGAAGUAGGACCCGCAUUCAUUUUAAUAAUGUUGUAUUGCUAUAAUGUGCAUGUCAGCUCUUUUAAGGUGAUGCAUGCAUCCUGUCAUAGCCACUUCCACUAAGCUGGUUGGGACAUGUGGUAUCUACUGAGGUAUCAUGUUUGAAUGCGGCUGUCUCUUGAUGUCACAGUACUGACAUAGGCACUUGUUGUGCCCCCUUAACUAUGAUAACACAGGUAAAUCACAAUGGGUGCACCUUUGACAUCUACCCUAUGUAUAACCUCUCUUCUCUUCUGAAAGAUGUUCACUUGGCUUACUCACUAUUUUUCUGUCAGAUUCCCUUUUACCUGCUCCUAUGUACAAACUUGUGUGUUUCCUCCUCCAUUCCAUUUGAAUUAGCUUAUGUUUGUACAUUGCCCAUGCCACUGUAUUAGCCUUUUGUACUGUUCAACAAUGCGGCAAUCCAUCUCCCUUGAAGUCCUGUUGCUUCUCCAGACAGGAUUGUGCUCUUUUCUGGAUACUUAAAUUCAACCAAUAAACCCCUGUCAAUCUAUAAUAGAUAUACAAUAACAUAUCCUUAAGCAAUUGCUUUUAUAGCUACUAAACAGAUCCUGAGUGAAAUAUUACAAAAUCAAGGACACUGUAUACUGUCUAAAGCUGCUAGUUUCCGAAAUAUUUUUAAAAGGCUAAACGAAUAAGUUAAAAAUAAAAAAAAGUUAAAAUUUACAUAUUUUUUUUACAUUUGUCUGCAAAUCAAUCUUUACAUAAAUUGGAUUGUGAUAUGUUUACAUAUAGUUACAUAGCUGAAAAGAGACUUGCGUCUAUCAAGUUCAGUCUUCCUCACAUAUGUUUUUGCUGUUGAUCCAAAAGUAGGCAAAAAACCCAGUCUGAAGCGCCCCCAAUUUUGCAACAAACUAGGACAAAAUUCCUUCUUGACCCCAAAAUGGCAGUCAUAUAUCUCCUUGGAUCAAGCAGCUAUUAACCCACUAAUUAGAAAUUAUAUCCCUGUAUGUUAUGUUUUUGGAAGUAUUUAUCCAAUUGCUGUUUAAAUAUCUGUAUAGACUCUGAUAAAACAACCUCUUCAGGCAGAGAAUUCCAUAUCCUUAUAGUUCUUACUGUAAAAAAAAAAAACUUUUCUUUUCCUUAGAUUAAAUCUCAUUUCUUCCGCCUAAAUGCGUGACCUUGUGUCCUAUGCAGAGCCCUGUUUGUGAAUAGAUUUUCAGAUAAUGGUUUGUACUGGCCCCAAAUAUAUUUGUAUAAUGUUAUCAUAUCCCCUCUGAGGUGCCGUUUUUCCAAACUAAAGAGAUUUAAUUUUUUUAAACCUUUCUUCGUAACUAAAAUGCUCCAUUCCUUUUAUCAAUUUUGUAGCUUGUCUCUGCACUUUUUCUAGUGCCAUGAUAUCCUUUUUUAGAACAGGUGCCCAAAAUUAAACAGCAUAUUCAAGGUGUGGUCUUACCAGCGAUUUAUAAAGAGCCACUUUCUUUCUGUCUGAGUGUGUGACCUCUUGACUGUUGUAUGAUCCUGCUAAAGAACAGGUUAGCAGAUAGUGCUUUACACUGACCCUGUUUAUACUUGUAUAGCGCUAUCAUGUCAUCUCUGAGAUGCCUUUUUUCUAAAGAAAAGAAAUGCAGUUUAUCUAAUUUCUUCCCACCCCCAUUAUUUAUUUUGUAACUUGCCUCUGCACUUGUUCUUGUUCUGCAAUCCCCCUCCUUAAAACUUGUGCCAAAAAUGUCACUGCAUAUUCACUAUAAAAAUCAUACCAUUUAUUUUAUAAAAGCAGAAGUGGCCAUGGAGGCUGGAGUAACACUUUAAUAUAUGCAUUUAAUAACUUUACUCAUUUAAUAACUUUACCUUAGAGUUGUUUUAGUAAACUGUGUAGAAUACUAGUAAAGAUUAUGUUUAUAGAGUCCCUCACAUUUUAAAAGUAAAUUUGUGUAAAAGAGGCGUUAUUGGAAGUAUCCUUGGCUAUUACAUGUUUAAAUUUACCCUUUAUCAUUUGCCUCAAUCUCCCAUUAACAACGAGGACAGUAGUUAUUGUUUUGCAAAAAUUGUUGGAACAGCCCGUUUACACUGGAUUCACACACAAAAAGAAAAGUGCAUUUUUAUAUUCUUGUUCAUUUAUACAGCUUAAUAACAUGUAACAUAUAAUCUUGGUUCACAUGAUAUUCAGAAAUAUUUAAGUAUAUAUUCUUAACAUCUUGCUAAUAUCUCACUUUAAAAUGAUCCAUUAAUCCACAUGCAUUUGUUAAUACACAUAAAAAAAUGGAUACUUUGCAAAGGCAUCUAAUUCUUUUAAAUAUUUGAAUGAGGUUGUAUUUUAAGUGUUUUGUCCUGAACAUCACAUUGUGUGGGAUACAAGUUAUGCUGUAGAAAACUAACUUUUUUUUUGUUCUUGUUGUUUAGAAAACCCCAAACAAAUCAACCAUGUUCAAGUAUAUAUUAAGAUUCUGGAUAUAAAUGAUCACCCACCAGAAUUUGAUAAAUAUUAUGACACUUUUGUAUGUGAAAAUGCAAAACCAGGCCAGGUGAGUAAAAUUAUUGAAGCCUUGUAUACUGUCUUGAUUUACAACAUAAACAUAGAAUGUAGUUUUUAGAAAAAAAAAAUGAGUACCCUAUUUAUUUUUAGAUUAAUUCUUAUUCUUAGAUUUCAUAUCAAUUCAAUAUAAGUUGUUUUGGUCCUUUACAUUUCAGAAGGUUGUCAACAUGCACCAAGAGUGUGUGGGAUGCGAUCCUCAGUCUUCACACACAGACCCAAAGUUCAACAUACAAAUAAUAGACUCACAACACUGACAAUAAUUCUUUUAAAAAGACGUUUUGUUAUUCCAUCAUCAAGUGGACCUUCAACUUGACCCUACUAAUCUUUAUCCUUUUAUGCAUUAAAGGGUCAGGUAGCUUGAAUAGGCCUAUAUCCCAUUCUUUUUAUAGUCUCUCCAGUGACAGUGAAUUAUUGCAUGUUUUAAUGUUUGCUCCACAAGGAGCACUGAGUUUAUUAUGAAAAUAUGUUCUAUGCACAUGGACACUAUGCUUGCUAACUCAUGAGGACUGUGGGAAACCUAAAUAAACUCCAUAAACUCCAUGACUUUUACAGAGCAGAUUCAGAGCAGACAUGCAUCUUUCUCCCAAACAAAUAGUAGAUACAAAUCAAAACAAGUGUACACAUCAUAGAGAUCAUUGAAAGCUUUAAGAUUUGUUAAUCGCAAGGGUACCACAUAUCAAUUUUUACUGUUAAAGUAUUAUUUAAUUUUUAUUUCAAGAUCUUUAUGUUGUAGCACUAUUAAACUAUGACCCAUACAUUUCUAUCUACUUAAUCUCAUUCCCAGAGUAUACCUCACAAGAUAUACAUAUGUGAUUUGUGGUAAUUUGUUGCGUUGGUAUAUAUUGCUGGUUACAUUUAUGCAUCCAUAGAUGUGCUUUGCUUCCCACAUUUGUUAAGACUGGCUCUUUGAUAUGUCCAGCUUCCAUUUUUCACAGUUUUCAUCAACAACAAUACCAGUUUAGUGAAGGUUGGUAUCUGUGUUGGAAUGUAUUUUUUGUGGGAAAACUGAAUUGAUGUUCUUGUUUCUUAGUUUGUUAGUGGCUGGCCCAAGCAUUUUGGGAAAAAAAUCAUUGUUUGAGCUAAAAUAUUUUAAUUGAAUUCACACAGAAGUAAGAAUUUGACAUAAUUAUUCUACCUACGGUGGAAUAUAUUUUCAUAUUCAUGUGUCCUGUUGAUUCUCUCAGUUUGUCCACUGGAUUAUAAAUGCUAGGAGGGGGAUUAUUCAUUCAGGGGCAAAGUAUUCCAAAAAGUUGAAAUAUGUCUGUCAGAGAUAACAUCUUUGUUUGCAUCAACUUAUUUAAAAAUGCAAAUAUCACUUUUUUAGCUGUAGGUAUUUGGUGAAAUGGAAUAAAAUAACUAAUUUUGAUAAGCAUAUAAACAACAACAUUCAAGUAAGUUGGUGUUUUUAGGAGGAGGUAAUUAAAUCUAUUCUUAAUAAGUAACGCAGUCUUGGGGCUAUGGGAAAUGUAUAUAAAUAAAUAUAGUUCUCUGGUCCUUUACCAAAGGAUGCUACUGAUACUUAAAUCAGACACUACAUCUUUUACUUUCCACAUUCUUUCUAGUUCCUCUUUCAGUGAUUGGUAUGUGUUUACCUUCUCAGAUUCCUCCUAUGUAUAUAUAAUAUAUAUAUUAUGGAAAACCCCCUACAUAUGUACAUAUAUAAAAUCCACGAGCCUGCACUCACAUUUGUAGUAUAAGUGCGCUCUUUCAGCCAAAUCAACAAAAAUCUCCACGAACAAUUUGCAUAUGCCUUCCUAGAAUCUUUUGUGGUAAUAACAUCACCGCAGAUUUGUGAUUUCUGUGAGAAAAGCAAGUCUUAUGGCUUGACUGGUAUGCAGAUUUUUGUUUAACAUUGUAUUAACUAUCCACAGACUUCAGGUGGAAGGAAUUUUCAAUCACAAUAUUUCCCCACCAUAACCUAUUUGGAUUAUGAUAUAUAUAUCAAAUGUUAUAAGCGAUGCAGGGUUUUUUUCUGGCUCAAAACAGGUUCAUAAACAAUGAUUAAAAUGAUCUAUAGAUGGAUCUCGGCAAUAAAUAGGUCAUGUAUUUAUUAAAUAAAGGAGUGAAUGAUAUUCACGGUAAGUAAUUCACCUUGCCCAACUAACAAAAUUGAGAAAAAAAACAAAAAACUAUUGUUAAGAUCAACUUGUUUUGAAAUGUUUGCUUCAUAGAGGUCCUGAGUAGAAGGGGUAAUGUUUGCAAACAGGUAUUUAAUGCUGGCAUUGGCCCAUUGAUUUUCAGUUGGCAUUGUUUCAGAGUAGGAAUUUCAUUUGUGUGAUGGAAUGAUUAAAAAUUUCACUCUUCCCUAGAUUACAUGUAAAAUUGGAUAGUGAACUAUAAUUUAACAGUUUAGCCCUGAGUGGGAGCAAGGAAGACAAAGGAUGUGUCAGGCUAGAAAGGAGAUCAUUAGCAAAAGCUGAAACUUACAAUUCUUUGAAUGAAACUCGUAUACCCUCAAUCCCCGUUUUUUCCUAAAAGCUUGAAAAAAAUGGUUUCAGUGUGGCAGACCGCCUGGCACCACGACUCAGUGCCUCUGACAAUCGCUGCUUCUUAGUACCUCCGAGUACUUUCAAUCACUCAACCAGACACCAUAACCAUCGUAGUCCCCAUAGCCAGCGUUACAGCUUGGUUGGCGUCUUGUUGUCCUCCACCCACCUUGGACCCAAGACAGGGAUCCAGCUUCCAUUGGGUCAACCUCUCCUACUCCAGAGAGUGUAGCAGGAUAGCUCUUACAAGAGCUAUAAUCCAAAUGAGUAUAGUGAAUAUAGCAAUCCCCAGAGUGACUAUAGCUGUUCCCUCCAAACAUGAGAUGGGACUCUAUGUUUAAUGGCAACCACAACUAGCCUUAUAUGCAAGUCCCCAUGCAGGGGGUUUUCCAUAACAUAUUCCAGGGGCAUUCCCCACUGGACCUGAGAGGGGACUGUGACAAAGUACACACUAUAAUUACAUUGGCUCUCAGGUCCAGGACACUCCCAUACAAAACAGGAUAAUCCCUCUCCUGUGCCUGAAAGAUAAUUGAGUCAGGAACUGUACUAAACUCAAUUAUCUCCAGGCACAUAAAACAUACAUUUUAACAACACCCCGAAAGUACCUCCAAAACACAUGGAAAACCCACAAAAGUCACAUUUCCCUGAUACCCCUGAUUUGGGGGACCAACAUAUCCAAAAAUCACCCAGAUCGGUUUCGGGGUUCAGGGUUUUCAUAGAAGUCAUAUUCAAGACUGACUGUGCACAUGGUCCUAUGCCCAAAACAGUUCCAGGGAAUUAGUGCCAACAGUCGGUCUCUCUUUAUGGAGUACAAAAGUACAUAGAUUACAUAAGUUUUUAAAGGGCCCAUAGUCUUUUAGCAGUAGGCUGGCAAGCAGACCCUGUGGCAGAGACAUUUCUGCCACAUAGAGCACUGAAAUAAAUAGCUUGAAUCCAUCUGAUCCAGUUUGUCCAAACCUCAAAUCUGAUCUGAAUCCAUCUGAUCCAGUUUGUCCAAACCAUGAAGUAAGGAAAGGACAAGUCCACCCUUUCUGCAUCAAUUGAAUAGAAAGAUGGAAGGCAUGGAUGAUUUUUUUAGCAAGAUGAGCCACAUUGAUGAUUUUGAUUGUGUUAUCCAUGCCUCCCUUGAUGGGACCAACCCAGACUAAUAAGAGUUGAAUAGCUCCUUUUGUAUUGGAUCGAGGCAUACAGCCAACAUGAAUUAUUUCCUGUACAUAUUGAUCCAUGGUAUAGGCCUACAACUACCACAAGCCUUGGGAUCUUUACCAUGCUAAUGAAGCAAUUAAAUAUUUGGCUCCAAACUAGUAGCAGAACUAAUGUAGAGAGGGUUAUGGUGCAAGUAUUGUUUUUGGGCCUCGCACCAGUGAAAGAGUAGGCAAAAGGUAGAUCCCCAUCUGUCGUACAACUUCAAUUAAGCUAUGCUAGCUGAAGAACUACCAUUUGUCCAUCCUUGCAGGGUUUUAUUUGUAAGCAAUGUUUGUGUGUUUGAAUGUAAGCAUGUUCCUGUAUAGAGUAUAUGUGUGAAUGUAUAGGUGUAAUUGUAUGUACUGUUGCCAUUAGAAUGCGGUGGUGUGCUGGUGUCUAGUGUUUGUGUUUGAAUGCAGGGGGGUGUGGAUAUAUGUUAAUUUAAUACAUAAUAUAGCCAAGUAUAACGAGGUUGAAAGUAUAUUUGAUUAUACACAAAAACCUGCUAGUCAAGUUUGUGUCAAUUCUGUAUGUAUAAUAUAAUACCUUAGCAUUUGGCAGAAGUUCCUCUAGUGUAUGAGUUUUUCAUUUUGUAAUUUUUUCUUUUCUUUUCUUCACAGCUAAUUCAAACAAUAAGCGCUGCAGACAAGGAUGAACCCUCUCGGGGACACACAUUCUUCUUUGAAAUGGUGCAAGAAUUUUCAAUGAACCCAAACUUCACAGUUAUAGAUAAUAGAGGUAAACAAAACUUGCUCUUUACAGUUUGCUAACAGAAGUAAUUUGAUCAUUUUAUUUACAAAACAUGAUUAACCAUUUCUUGUUUUAUCUAAAUUCCAGACAAUACAGCAAGCAUUUUGACAAAAAAAAAUGGAUACAAUAGACAUAAAACAAGCAUCUACGUUCUACCUAUUAUCAUUUUUGACAAUGAUUAUCCAGUCCAAAGCAGUACUGGAACAUUGACCAUAAGAGUGUGUGCUUGUGACAGAAAAGGGAACGUACAAUCAUGUGAUGCAGAAGCUUACUUACUGCUUGCCGGACUCAGCACUGGUGCACUAAUCGCAAUUUUAUUAUGUAUCACAAUUCUUCUCAGUAAGUGCAUUAAAUGUUACACAACAUAUAUAAUAUGUAAAGUUUUUGAAUUAGUAAAUUGGUAAGAAUAUUUUAAUAAAAAAAAACAAACAAGCUGUAAGAAUACAUACACUUGCAUUAUGGCAGUCACCUGGUGCCCCUAUCUCUCCAAGUAGGCAUCUCAUCAGAUUCACACCCUCAGACACCUUUAUCAGUGUUUUUAAAGCCGGAUGUUGCAGGCCCUUUUAAUGACAUCGGUCACCCACACCCUCUCUGUGACAUCAUUACUGAUGCCCAUUCACAUUGUAGGAACACAGCAAUCAAAAAAAACACUCCAGGCCUAUAAAUACUUGAGAUAUACUUAUGUUUAGUGCCCUGUCAUGGUUUCCACUUUGGUUAUCCAAGAGCGCAUUUUCUCUGUACUCUGAUUACUGGCUAUUGUUCUUGGAUUGUCUUUACUACUCUGUUCUCUGUGUCCCAGACCUUGGCUUGUUAAUUUAUUUAACCAUGGCCUAUUAUUUGACAUAUCUAUAUCUUAUUCUUUGCAAAUUAAAGGGACACUAUGGUCACCAGAACAACUACAGGUAACUGUAUUUGUUUUUGUGAGUGUAAUCAUUCCCUAUAGGCAUUUUGCUGUAAACAUUGUCAUUUCAGAGAAAAUGCAGUAUUUACAUUAUGUCCUAGGGAUACCACCAGUAGCCACUCCACAGAUGGCUACUAGAGGUUCGUCCAGAGGAAAUGCUGAUUGACCAGGGCUGUUUGGCUUGUGCUGCUCUGUUCCCGAUCUGCCUCCUUGACAAGCUCAGCCAACUUAGUGCUUUCCUCUGAGAAAGCAUUGUGAUUGGCUAAGAAGCAGGCAGAUCAGGAGCUGAGCCAGCAGCAGCAGGCUGUAAUUAAGUGUUCUUGCAUAGCAAGACCACUUAAUGUUAUCUCACAUAUAUAUUAUUCUUAUUCUUAUUAUAGCCAAAUUUGACACCCUAACUCCUCCCACAGUUUUUACACUACAUAGACAAAAAUUUACCAAAACGUGCAGAUUGUUCCCAAUCAGAUUGCUAUUACUUUGUGGAACGUUUCGCCGAAUGGUUCACGGAAUAUCAUCGUUCUUGUGGCGAAAUUUGUCCCAUAGGAAUGAAUGGCAAAAUGUUCAAAACUAGAGUGGGAGCUGGCAAAAGCUGAAAAAUCAGGACAUGGUUUCUAAACUGCCACCACUCCCUUAUUUUCAGGCCCACCUACACAAAUCUUAUAUCACAACGUUCAGCUAUCACUGCUGCCACUAGAAAUGUCCACGGCUAAGUCAUAGUCCUGAUAGUUUUCACAAUAUGACCAUUUGUUUGCACCUCACGCCGUCCACUGACAUUCAUUGAGCUUUCCCGGUAUCCCGGUGGGCCAGUCCGGCCCUGGGGGGCAGGAGGACUAGAUAGUGUUUUAUAGCUAUAGGGUCAGGAAUACAUGUUUGUGUUCCUAAUCCUAUAGUGUUUCUUUAUGUCUGGCUGCUCUAGUAAUAGGUACUGCUAUCUGCUGUUUUUCCUGUACUUGUGCUGGAUGUUGCAUGUUAGAUUAUCAAUAGUGCUUUUUCUUAUUAAGCAUUAAAUUAUAAAUAUAUUAUUUUAUGAAUAUGUUGAAACAGGAAUGCUUUAAUAAAUUGAAUAAUUACUUUAACAGAAUAUAAUGUAUAAUACAAAAAUAUGCACAUGUAUUUGUUAGUGUGUGAGUAAAGCAGGUAUGAAUUAUUAUUUGGUGUGUUUUUUUUUUUUCAUUUUAAUAGAGAUCCUAUACCUGCUACACAAGAGAUUAAGUAGACUUGCUUUAUCCUGUGCCUUCUUAGAGCAUGAGUAUGAUUUACAACAUAAUUGUUUCAUUUUUCUGUGUAUAUGUGGCUUGAUUCAUGUAAACUGGCAUUAUGCCAUCAAUGUGUCUCUAGAAAGUGUUGGUACUCCAGUGGAGAGAUUUUUUUCAUGUGCAGUGGAUGAGAUAGGCACAUGGUUAGAUAUCAUUUUGACAUAAUUUAUAUACAUAUAGAUAGCAACAAACUUUAGCUGCACUCACGGUCUGUAGAUAAAAUCUUCAAUUCUUUAUUAAAUUUAUGUUAAAAUAGGAUAGACGUUUCAGUCCCCCUCGUGGACUUUCCUCAGGAUCAAAUACCAAAAAGGUUAUGGUGGGGAGAAAUUGUGAUUGAAAACCCCAUUCACCUGAAGUCUGUAGACAGCUAAUACAAUGUGAAACAAAAAUCUGCACACCAGUCAAGCCAAAAUACUUGCUUUCCCAACAGAAAUCACAAAUUUGCAGUUAUGUUACUACUGCAAAUGAUUCUGGGUGGGCAUAUGCAAAUUAGUUCAACAAAGAAUCAAAUUUUUGCCUCAUUCCAUUUUAAACAUGGAUUCCUUUGAGUCUGUGUUUGCUGUAUAUAACGGCUUUGAAACCUAGGAAAAGAUGCAAUGCCAGUAAACCACUCAUGGACAGCUGUUUCAUUGUUAAUGCAAAUCAUCAGCAUGAUAUUGGUUACCGGUUUGCUUAUUGAGGCUUGUUAGUGCUUGGAAAGCAAAACCCAAAAAGGUUAUGGUGGGGAAAAAAAUUGUGAUUGAAAACUCCUCCCCUUUGCGGUAGUAACACCACUGCAAAUUUGUGAUUUCUGUGGGAAAAGCAAGUCUUAUGGCUUGACUGGUAUGCAGAUUUUUGUUUAACAUUGUAUUAAGUAUUCACAGAAUUCAGGUGGAAGGGGUUUUCAAUCACAAUUUUUUUCCCACCAUAAACUUUUUGUUUUUUGCUUCCCAAACAUUAACAAUGAAAUAGCUGUCCAUGAGUGGUUCACUGGAUUUGCAUCUUUUCCUAAUUGUUCUCUUAAAGCUGUUGUAUAUGUUGUAUAAUUCUUCUCUCACCACCAAUACCUCCAAUUGGUAUUAUUUUGAGGGAAACCCACUAUGUGUUGUGUAUUAAUAGUGAAUGUAAUAUCCCUCUGUCACCUCUUCCAAGAACUAACGUAUAUCUUUUUCCCCUUGUCCAGAUAAAUAUAUGACUAGCACUACUAAGGUGUUCUACCCGGUAUUACAAUUAAACAGCCAACACCGUAGUUCUUACCAGAGAGAAAACUUUACUUAGAAUCUGCCCAGUUAAAUAUUACAGAAGAAGAAUGUUAUAGAGUUAUAGUAUUACAGAGUUACAAUACAUUCAUAACACUCACACAUUCCAUCUAUCUAAUAAUAUCUGUUUAGAGCGAACUAGAACAUUGCCUACAGAUAUCUAUAUAUGAAAAAAAUAAUAACAAAUGCAAAAUAAUAAAAUUUAAAAACUUAUUUUUAUUCUUGUAUUUAAAAGAGAAUAAUAUCUCAAGGUUUCACACAGUGAAAAUAAGGUUCUAUCGUGCAAAGAAUCUAUAAAUAGAUAGACCCUACAGGAAAAAGAAAAGAAAAAAAAGAGAUAGAAAAAUAUGUAUAUAUAUAUAUAUAUAUAUAUACAGCCAAAAGUACAAGAUAACACUCCAGGGACUUCCAAGUUGAAUGAAUAAAACUUAGCUUUUAUUAGCUCAAAAUAAAAAUCAACGUUUCAGUCUGUAUCACAGACUUUCAUCAGGAAGUGCUAUCUUGUACUUUUGGCUGUAUCUGUUUGCUGAUAAGCACCGGGCAAGUACAUCAAGGAAGGUGGAGUGCAUUACUAUUUUUGUUUUUUAUAUAUAUAUAUAUAUAUAUAUAUAUAUAUAUAUAUGCUCCUAGAUUUCAGUUUGCAUCUCUGUCUGACACCCAAACUAAUGGUGCAGGUUAGCAACAAAUGUAUCACUUGGUUGCUACUAAGAAAAAUUGCAAAUGUGUAACAGAAGUACAAUCAGAGAUAGUGACAGAAACUGCUGGUUAAUCUGGAGUAUCAGCAGGAAAAGCAUAUAUUAUAUAUAUAUUGAUUAGUCCAUUAAAGUAUUAACCUGAAUUUAGCUCAAUUGAUAUGUAAAUGUGAUUUACUUUCCCAAGGCCCAAAGUGUUGUCUAUCCUGUUAUUUUCCCAAAGAUGUAGCUGUGCCUUUCCAACUAUCUAAGCAGAAACUCAAUUUGAAGAUAAUUCCUGAUCUCCCGUACAUAUAGACUUAAAGAAUCACUAUAGUGUCAGGAAAACUAAGCGGUUUUCCUGACACUAUAGUGCCCUGAGGGUGCCCCCACCCUCAGGGUCCCCCUGCCGCUUGUCUGAAGGGGUUAAAACCCCUUCAGCAGCUUACCUUUUUCCAGCGCCGGGCUCUCUCGACACUGGUGACCUCUCCUCCCCCGCCGACGUCAGCGGAGCCGAAUGCGCAUGCGCGGCAAGGGCCGCGCGCGCAUUCAAGCUGUCCAUAGGAAAGCAUUUUUCAAUGCUUUCCUAUGGACGCUCUGUGUGAUGGAGGCAUAAUAUGCAUCCAGCAUCGCAGAUGUGCCUCUAGUGGCUGUCCCUAAAAUGGAUGUGGGCUCUAAUUUUUCCUGCUUAGUAUGUUUUGUUUUUAGUUCUUUCCUCCAACAGCAAUAUAAGAUGAAUAGAUAGCAGAUUAAAACAAACUGUAGGCAAACAAAUACUACAGAAGCAGUUCUUAAUCUUGGAUGGGUGUAAGUAUUGUAGGGUAUGCGCCCCAGGGCUCUUGAAAAUUAUUUGUUAUUUCAUUAAUAAGAUCAAAAAGGCUCUUAAAAUAAAAGUAAAUAACGAAAACUACAGCAUAAGUCACUGUUGUAAAAAAAUAUACUACUAUAUGUUCUGUAGCAAAAUAAUACUAAGUAAUAAGAAUAAUUGAAAAAGUGUCAAGGGCAUCAUAAACUGGAAACCCCGUCAGAGCAUAAUUAAUCUGUAUCCAAAAUCCUAAUCCAGAAGGUUUUUCUCUGAAGAAGAACUCUUAAUCUGUCCCUCCUCUACUUAAGGGAGGACCUGAUCUAUGGCAGGUACAGGCAACCUUCGCCACUCCAGAUGUUUUGGACUACACCUCCCAUGAUGCUUUGCCAACAUUAUGGGUGUAAGAGCAUUAUGGGGGAUAUAGUCCACAACAUCUGGAGUGCCGAAGGUUGCCUAUUCCUGAUCUAUGGUGUGUGUAUGUAUGAUAUAUAUAUUUAUUGUUAAUGGUUCACAUACCUCAGUCAUAUUUAUAUUUUAGUAUCUACUAUAUUCAAAUAUUUACAAUAUGGAUAUUAUCUUUCUUUAACAUUUCAAAUAUUUGAUUUAUUUUAUUAUAGGUCUUGCUUUAUUUUGUAUUUUUAACUAGUUUUUAAAUUCUAUCAUAUUCUAGGUGAAAGACAACCAAUGUAAAUAUUAGAUUACAUUGACAUUCAAUUAAUUUAUGGUACUAUUAUUGGUCUAAUAAUACAAGAUAAAUAAUGAAUACAUACAUAUAUUUAUCCAUGCAUAUCUGUAAAUUAUAUUGAAUAUGAUUCCUUUUUUCUUUUUUAAGCUUUAGUGUUCCUUUUUACGGCAUUAAAAAGACAAAGGAAAAAGGCAUCCUUAAUGAUUUCAAAAGAUGAUGUGCGUGAUAAUGUUGUGACAUACAAUGAUGAAGGAGGGGGAGAAGAAGAUACCCAUGCAUUUGACAUUGGUACUUUAAGGAAUCCAGAAGCAAGAGAAGAGAAUAGAUUUAGAAGAGAUAUUAUUCCUGACACCAUAUUUCAAAUAAGAAGAACAAUUCCUCUUUUGGAAAAUAUAAACAUACAUGAUUUUAUUCAGAGAAGAAUAAAGGAAAAUGAUGUAGAUACAACUGCUCCACCAUAUGAUUCUCUUGCAACAUAUGCAUAUGAAGGUAAUAAUUCUGUUGCAGAGUCAUUAAGCUCUUUGGAAUCAAUUGAUGUUGAUGACAAUCACGAUUAUCAUUAUCUUACUGACUGGGGACCUCAAUUUAAAAAACUUGCAGAUAUGUAUGGUGGAGAAGAAAGUGACUGAGUACAUAUUUUAAAGAUACGUACAAUUUGUAGCCAGAAUAAACAAAUAUAAAUUAAUCAUACCUCCCAACAGUAUGUACUGUAGCUGUAUAGUUGAUUUGUUAAUAAAGUCAAUUUAAUUUGUGAUAACAAUAUGAUGCAACCUUAUGAUCAUUUCAUAUGAACACGUGCUGAAAGAAACAUAGAAACAUAGAAUGUGACAGCAGAUGAGAACCAUUCGGCCCAUCUAGUCUGCCCAAUUUUCUAAAUACUUUCAUUAGUCCCUGGCCUUAUCUUAUAGUUAGGAUAGCCUUAUGCCUAUCCCACGCAUGCUUAAACUCCUUUACUGUGUUAACCUCUACCACUUCAGCUUGAAGGCUAUUCCAUGCAUCCACUACACUCUCAGUAAAGAAAUACUUCCUGAUAUUAUUUUUAAACCUUUGCCCCACUAAUUUAAGACUAUGUCCUCUUGUUGUGGUAGUUUUUCUUCUUUUAAAUAUAGUCUCUCCUUUACUGUGUUUAUUCCCUUUAUGUAUUUAAAUGUUUCUAUCAUACCCCACUGUCUCGUCUUUCCUCCAAGCUAUACAUGUUAAGUUCUUUUAAACUUUCCUUGUAAGUUUUAUCCUGCAAUCUAUGAACCAGUUUAGUAGCCCUUCUCUGAACUCUCUCUAAAGUAGCAAAAUCCUUCUGGAGAAAUAGUGUUCAGUACUGCGUACAAUACUCUAAGUGAGGUCUCACCAGUGUUCUGUACAAUGGCAUGAGCACUUCCCUCUUUCUACUGCUAAUACCUCUCCCUAUACAACUAGGCAUUCUGCUAGAAUUUCCUACUGCUCUAUUACAUUUUCUGCCUACCUUUAAGUCAUCAGAAAUAAUCACCCCUAAAUCCAUUUCCUCAGAUGUUGAGGUUAGGACCCUAUCAAAUAUUCUGUACUCUGCCAUUGGGUUUUUACGUCCAAGAUGCAUUAUCUUGCACUUAUCCACAUUAAAUGUCAGUUGCCACAACUC
Molecule: messenger RNA, 45323 nt
Organism: Pelobates cultripes (western spadefoot toad)
Lineage: Eukaryota; Metazoa; Chordata; Amphibia; Anura; Pelobatidae
Source: the annotation of a GenBank genome assembly